AUGGAGCUAUCGAUACAUUGGAUGUUGGUCUAUGUCAUAUUCAGUGUGCCGCUUGUUGGAUGUUUGGAAAUACACCUUUCGGAGGUUUUACAGCCCGGGACGCUCUUGGCAAACUUGUCACUCGGCCCUGGAUGGACUUAUAAAAUUGACAGAACUUUAUCAUCAAAGUUCAUCCCGAGUUUUCUCGAAGUUACGAGACACGAUGGGGUCAUCCGUCUCUCCCACAGAGCUCAGUGUGCGCACACACCGAGGAACCCAGCUGCUGUGUAUUUCAGGACGGGUUCCCCAACAUCGAGAGACGUUAUUCUGACACAUUUUAACGUGUUUGUGCACGGCCAGGACUGUUUUAUUAAAUACAAGAGAAAGAAAGCGCCAGGUAAGCCAGAUAUUCAAAUUAAACACCUUUCGAAACUUAAGGCAACUUCCUGCUCCCCCGCAGGUAAACUGCUCCUGAAUGUAACAGAACUUUUGCCUGUCUUUACGCGGAACGCCGCCUUUUCGGACAGUAUUUGUGUGGGGAACGACUUGAGCGCAGUAUUCAGACACGGGGCACUGUUUCUGGCGAGCGACUUGUGUCUGGAGAAGACAGGACAGUCCGAGGUGAAUUUGCACUGUGCGUUUCAGAGCUCUUCAGGCAGCAGGCUCUCUGUGCAGCUGGAUUUGACGCUUGUUAAAGCGCCCAAGAUACACGGAUCCCACACAGAAAACGCCCAGAGAAAGUCUGGCAAACUGAGCCGCAGGCCAAAGCGGCAAGUAAACGCGUCUCCCCAGUUUCAGCUCCCAAACUAUCAGGUGUCUGUUCCCGAGAAUGAGCCUGCGGGCACACAGGUCAUCACUUUGAAGGCCACUGACCCGGAUGAUGGAGAAGCAGGGAGACUGGAGUACAGCAUGGAAGCCUUAUUUGAUAGCAGAUCCAAUGACUUUUUCAAUAUUGACGCCCAGUCAGGGAGCAUAACAACAGUCAGACCACUAGACAGAGAAGUCAAGGACACUCAUGUCUUCAAAGUAAGUGUAACAGACAAUGGCUCUCCUAAAAGAUCUGCUACUUCUUACCUCACAGUCACUGUGAGUGACACCAAUGACCACAGCCCUGUGUUUGAGCAAACUGAUUACCGUGUGAGCAUCCGGGAGAAUGUUGAAGUAGGGUUUGAGGUGAUGACAAUCCGGGCCACAGAUGGGGAUGCUCCCUCCAACGCUAACAUGAUUUACAAAAUCGUUAACGGCGAUGGAGUCAACUCUGUGUUUGAAAUUGAUUCCCGCAAUGGCCUGGUGAAAAUCAGAGAGAAACCUGACAGGGAGACCCGGGCUAAAUAUCAGCUUAUUGUCGAGGCCAAUGACCAAGGCAAAGAACCAGGUCCCCGUAGUGCCACUGCCACCGUCCAUAUCUCUGUGGAGGAUGAGAACGACAACUACCCUCAGUUCAGUGAAAAGAGGUAUACAGUACAGGUUAAAGAGAAUGUUGCCAUUAACACUAAAGUCAUUCAGGUGGAGGCGACGGAUAAAGACCAGGGGACGAAUGCUAAAGUUCAUUACAGCAUCAUCAGCGGUAACGUUAAAGGACAGUUUUAUAUCCACUCCCCCACCGGCGUGAUCGACGUCAUCAACCCUUUGGACUACGAGAUGAUCCGAGAGUAUAACUUGAGAAUUAAGGCCCAGGAUGGUGGAAGGCCACCUUUAAUAAACAGCACAGGGAUGGUGGUGGUGCAAGUGAUAGAUGUAAAUGACAACGCCCCCAUGUUUGUCAGCACGCCAUUUCAGGCCACUGUACUGGAGAAUGUCGCAGUCGGUUAUUCUGUUAUCCACAUUCAAGCAAUAGAUGGUGAUUCAGGAGAAAACGCCCGUUUGGAGUACCAAUUAACCGACACUGCACCUGGUUUUCCAUUCACCAUCAACAACAGCACAGGCUGGAUUACAGUUAGCGAGGAGCUCGACAGGGAGACGACUGAGUUCUACACGUUUGGCGUGGAGGCGAGAGAUCACGGGAUACCUGUGAUGUCCUCCUCAGCCAGCGUCAGCAUCACGGUGCUCGAUGUGAACGAUAAUGUGCCCACGUUUACGGAGAAGACCUACUCGCUGAAGAUCAAUGAAGACGCAGUGGUGGGAUCCAGCGUCCUGACAGUGACAGCCGUGGACAGGGACGUCAACAGUGUGGUCACCUAUCAGAUCUCCAGCGGCAACACGAGGAACCGCUUCGCCAUCACUAGUCAGAGCGGAGGAGGUCUCAUCACUUUAGCGCUUCCCUUGGACUAUAAGCAAGAACGCCAGUAUGUGCUGACAGUCACCGCGAGCGAUGGAACGCGCUACGACACCGCUCAGGUGUUCAUCAACGUGACGGAUGCCAACACACACCGGCCUGUUUUCCAAAGUGCCAACUACCAGGUCAUGCUCAGUGAAGAUAAACCAGUCGGCUCCACAGUCGUGGUCAUCAGUGCGACCGAUGAAGACACGGGGGAAAAUGCCCGCAUUACCUACGUGAUGGAGGAUAAUGUCCCCCAGUUUAAAAUCGACCCAGAUACAGGUGCCAUCACAACACAAAUGGAGAUCGAUUAUGAAGACCAGGCCUCUUAUACGUUAGCCAUCAUCGCCAGGGACAACGGCAUUCCUCAGAAAUCUGAUACCACUUACGUUGAGAUUAUCAUACUGGAUGCAAACGAUAACACUCCUCAGUUUCUUCGGGACAUGUACCAAGGGUCUGUAUUUGAAGAUGCACCUGUCUACACCAGCGUUCUUCAGAUCUCUGCCUCUGAUAGAGACUCUGGCUCAAAUGGAAGGGUGAGCUACACGUUUCAGGGCGGGGAUGACGGAGAUGGAGACUUUUAUAUCGAGCCUUACUCUGGUAUCAUCAGAACGAACCGCAAACUGGACCGGGAGAACGUUCCCAUUUACAACCUGAAGGCUUACGCAGUAGAUAGAGGGGUCCCGCCUCUGAAAGCAGCCGUUCCCAUCCAUGUGGUUGUCCAGGACAUAAACGAUAAUGCACCUGUGUUUGAGAAGGAUGAGCUGUUCAUUGACGUUGAGGAGAACAGCCAAGUGGGGUCCGUCGUUGCCCGUAUCACUGCGAUGGACCCCGAUGAGGGCACCAACGCUCAGAUCAUGUACCAGAUCGUGGAAGGGAACGUCCCAGAAGUUUUCCAGCUAGAUAUUUUCAACGGAGACCUCAUUGCACUCUCUGAUCUGGAUUAUGAAGUUAAAACGGAGUAUGUCAUGGUGGUUCAGGCCACUUCAGCGCCUCUAGUGAGUCGGGCCACGGUGCACAUCCGCCUCGUAGACAUUAAUGACAACAGCCCGGUGCUGCAAAACUUUGAGAUCAUUUUCAACAACUAUGUCACGAAUAAGUCCAACAGUUUCCCAUCAGGAAUAAUAGGAAAGGUACCGGCUCAUGACCCAGAUGUGUCGGAUAAGCUGCAGUACAAGUUUGAAUCUGGGAAUGAGCUGAGUUUGCUGGUGUUGAAUGAAGACACUGGGGAUUUGAGGCUGAGCAGGGACCUCGACAACGACCGGCCUCUGGAAGCACCAAUGACCAUCUCUGUCUCAGGUAAGUGAGUUACGUACAUUUUUGGUAGAAACAGAUUUCAGAGUGACAUGAAGUGUGUUUGUAUCAUGACUCUGUACUUUCACAGAAUUAGGUGUUUAAUAGAGGCAGAGGACAGGUUUCUGCAGCGGUGUUUACUAAAUGUUUACAGUGUUCGCUGCAGGCUCUUUGCAGGAUCCAGUUGAGCUGCUUUUAACUGAUGACUCUGUGGUGUGCAUGUCAAGUGGUUGGUUUGGUGUCACUGGCAGGUUACCUUCAUUUUUACAGACGCAAGACUUUAUAUCACAAUCAGAACAAAAACACAUUAUUAAGCUUAAAAAUGUGUUUUCUGUGAAAGAAUGAGAUUAUUGUAACUCCAAUUUUGAUCUCAAGGCUUCUUGGUUUGCUCAUGAGGUCAUGCAGAAAGAAUUUGUGAAAAAAUUACUUAUUUUCUUUCUGCUACAAAAGCAGACUUUGUUCUUUUCAAGUUAAAGAUUAGAUGAAUGCAAACACUUGAUCAUUCACACCUAAUCCUGCAAGGUAAGAGCCUCCCUCCCUCCCCCGAACACACACACACAUAGAAAACACACUUUGCAAGAAAGACCAAUGACAUUAAUCAGGUAAUCUGACAGGUUAGAUAAAUCUGACAAACCUGACAGGAUAACUACCCUGUCGCCUGCUGACAGCUGGUUGCUCAACCUUCUUUCUUUGUGACUCUUUUCUUGCUCUCUCUCUCCCUCUCACUGUCAGUUAAAGACCGACAUCAUCAGCCCCAUAAUGGGCAAACAGCCCAACAAAGAUAAAUCUCUUCAGCUUCUCUAAAGCUAAAGUAUGCCAGGGUAUCACACACUAAAGAAAUAUGAACGAGCUGCCAUGAACCAGGCUGUGCAGGGAAAUCCCACAUCCAUACAGCGCACAUUAGUCUCAUCAUGUUUGUGGUGAUCUUCGCUCAGGCGUCAGCAAACAGGGAUGCUCAUGAUUGCUUGCACUUUGAGAAGUAGUUCUUGGAAAUAGCUGCUGAGUGACUGUUGGCGUUUCCACGUCGACCCUUUUUACACCAGUCCAUCCUGAGAAAAAUGCAGACUGACCCUUUUUGAGCCUGAGUGCCUCAUCAAUGUUAAGACCUGCAGAGGGCAUGAAAGGAGGCAGCUAUUGACAGCUAUUGACAGACUUUAUCACCACUAUGUUCAUGUUUGUCGGUAAUAAAUUAGCCUGACAGCAGUGACCUUAUGAUGGUCCCACAGGGAGCCGGACAUGUGGUGAAGACAAAAAAAACGCACACUGGUACAUAAUUGGAAAGACGCACACACUCCAAACCUCCCUCAGUUAGUUACAUUUAGUUAAUCGUUACCAAUGAUGUCUGACCUUUCCACUCUAUGUUAUGAGCGAGGGAGACCUGAGGGCAUCAGGGACCCAGCAGCCCCUUCACAAAGAAAAAGGAGACUGAUUUUAUCUCCCUCUCCGUCUUCACUACGACUCCACCAGGACUUAGUUUUACUGCAAGGUCAUUAUUUUGACCUUUUCACCGUCUGAGAGAUCUGACCUGAGUAGAAACGGGUCCAGAUUAUACCUGGGUGAGGGUUUAGUUAUUCUUCCACUGAUCUCUGGUAUGUGCCACAUGCUGCUUUUGACAGUAGCUUGUUUAUUUGCAACACAUGACCCUGCUUCUCUUCUCACUCAGGUUGACUGUCUCUUAGAUCUGUGUGGACUGAUUCGAGCUAAUGAGGCUAAAGACUCUGAGCUCUAAACACUGGAUUUAUUAGGUUAGGCUCUGUGGUGGACAAAGAACCUGGUCUAGACCUGCUCUUUUUGGGAAGUUAGAGGUGUUAAGGAUAAAUCAAUUAUAGGGUAACGAGUCAGGAAUGAAGUAAGAGCACGGAUGCUUUAUCUGUGGGAAAGUUCUUCCAAGCACUUUGGUGAAUACCCUGAUAAGUUUCCGAAAAUACACCCUGCUAGUCACAACUUUGUUGACUUUGUCCUUGUUCUGUUGAACCCGCAUUGUGAUUGUGGUUACAGAGGCGUCGGGGGGAUAAGACAGCAUCUAAGUCUAAGGAGCUGGGGAGGCAUGUGCGCAUGUCUGAGUGUGCGAGUAAUGUGAAGCGUCUUCAGAUCCAUAAUGCAUCAUAAAACCCCACACUGGGAUACCGGUAUUAUGUCAAGAAUGUUACAGGAUCAGUGUAGAACGACGGCGGAGCUUUCCCUGUGGUGAAGGAGGAAUAAGUAACGACAUAUAAAUGACUUUCAAUCAGAUAGUUGCUCGCCAGAUCUGACAGCCACAGGCAUGACUUGUUUUAAGGCAAUUUUGCUCCAAAUUUAACUCCAAGGAACUCGUCUGGUCUAUUGCAGUUGGCCGUCACAUGCCGACACUGUGAUUUGGAGGUGGAAAGUGUUCGUAUGUUACAUGUGACACCUGAAAGUUAGCCUCAUUAAGGGAAGAAAACAAGCCUGUUGAUGAAGGCUCCCAGCUGCUUUGCUUAUCGACACAGACUCGAACUGUAAUUCGCUCUGGGAGAAGUUGGGGCGUGCACUAACUGGCUCUAACUGCAGUUGUGUUAUAUCACUAAGUAAUGUAAGAGAGAUUGUUAUUUAAAUGAUUAGAAGUGAUUGAUGAUAAGCAGUCUUUUUUCACCCUGGCUGUGAUCUUUUCUCCCCACUCUUAGUGUCUGUGACGACGUGCUGCUACAUGCAUCCUCUCACACACCCACCUCCCCUCUCUCUACCCUCGUUUCUGCCCUCCCCCCUCUUUUUCCCCCAUGGGGCUUUUUCUGUACUUCCAUACCUUAAGUUAGGCUAUUAAUCCAGUUUGAGGAGCCGCAUAGCUCAGCUUUUUCAGAUUUUUGCUCUUGUCGCCCCCCCCCCCCUCCCCGAGCAUUCCGACACACACUUGCUCGGCCCUAAGUCCUCGCCGUCUUAAUAAACAUAACUAGAUUUGCACUGUGACACAAGAGCUUUGUGCUUUUUUUAACAUCCAGAUUGAGAUGAAGUGGACUUGUCGAACUUUCCCAGACAACCGGUUUAUAAAGCAGACAUGAAAAACACGGCUUCACUUUCAAGGGGGAGGAAUUAUGUUAAUGUUGAUGAAUGAUCAGACUUCUGUCUUGCACAGUAAAUUACUCGCCUCACGCUUGGUUCAAGUCAUUUCUUGGUCUUUGAAUGUUGUGUCAGAUCCUGUUGAGAACCCGUAAAUGUGUAUUGAGAAAGGCCACAACUACCUGUGUGAGUAAGUGGGCAAAUAUCUACCUGACGGGCCUCUUGUCUCACAUUUCCCGGUAUUUGAUGUAACUGUCGUGUUGAAUGUUGUAAUGAGGGCGAUGGGUUUCCCGACCUGAGUGCAGGUGUUGCAAAGACGUGGGUGAUAUACGACCUCUAACCUGGGAGAUCAAAGAAGAAGUGAGAAAUGACCUUGUACUUCUUUGUACUACAACCCAUGACUGAUCACCUCCAAACAUGAUGAAUGAUAGAGCCGGGGAUGGAAGUCAUGGGAGUCGAAUUUGGUGCGUGGAUGUGCAAAACAAAAAUGAAAUAAUCACAUCUUGUUUUCGUCUCUUUAAGGCCCUGUAAGGUAACCCUGGACAUUACUCAGGAACUAGACACAGUCAGUUGAGAGAUAAAACCCCUUUGAGAACCAGAUACUCAGAUGAUGCUCAAGUUUACUCUAAGAUGCCUGAUAAUUUCAUUAAAAUUAUUCAAAGUCUGCGUCCUCUGUAUGAACAGAGAAUUGUUGUAUUACCAAAAACUAUCUAUAACCAAAAACACAAAUUCAGACAGGCUUCCUUUGAGGUUACUCAACAUGUUUUAUUAUGAUGGAAAAAUGAGAGAAAUAUUGUCUCUUCUGUAUUAGAAAAAAAUAAAAAAUAUCAAAAAUACUUCUGCUAUAUUAGUAAUCCGACUUUAACAAAAAAAGCUCUCACAAACUCACAAAAACGAACAAAAAUAUCUAAAAAAUAUCUAAAUAAUAUUUAGUUUUCUUCUUCAUCCUACAGGCCCAAUAAAAAACAAUGAAAACUAGGACAUUUUCAGGACGGCAAGGACAGCACAGGAAAUUCAGGACAUGCCCUUGAAAAACAGGAUGUUUCGUCUCCCUAAUUUAACAGGCAGAAACCUCGAGCAGAACCAGACUCUUGGUAGACAGCCAUCUGCCGCCUUUAGUUCGUAUAAAUUUACUUCUCACAAUGCUGGGAGAAAUAACAAAACUGGCAAUAAAUGGCAAAUUCACCCUCUUUUAAGGUGGGUGAUACACUGUAUUUUCAUUAUACAGUUAAAAGUUUAAAUUAAAUAUUUACUAUGUUAUGAUUUAACACGACACCAAAGCCAAUAAAAAGGCUUUUAAACCACAUUUGAUUAAACAAGAUGGCUUACUAAAACAAAAAAAAAAUCUUAAAUGUAUGAAACUUUUGAGACCCAAGGCCAACUCAUUUGGAUGAAAAUCAGUCAAAACAGGAACAAUUCAGUGAAGGUUUUUCUUCAUCCAGGUCGCUGUAGUCCAGUUUUUGGAGAUAUUUCAACUGUUAUUUUUAAGCUCCUCUGAAGUUCUAAACUACAGAAUAAAUCAUGAGUCUGCCUGCGUAGUUAUUUCAACAAGAUAAGGUUUGUCUGGAUGGAGACUGUGUGCUUUGGUCUUGUCUGCGUAAGAUCACGCUAUCCUUCAGUAUGUGAGUAAGAUAUGCAGCCAUUCCUCAGCUUGGCUCUCUCUGUAACUGAUAGUGGGAUCCUUUUCAUUCCAACAACAUCCCACACUCCUAACUUUAAAUAUUACCCUCUCCGUGAUCUUUCAGUCUUUCCUCCUCACGCCUCCGUUCUAGUCUCUUUUCAAACCCUGUUGUCUUCUCGUCCCUCUUCAUGUCUCUCUUUGACUCUGGAGUCCACCUGCUGCAUGUCCAUGUUCUUGGAGAGUCUUUCCUCGCCAUGUGGUUUUCAAAUCUGUGCAGGUUACUCAGGUUGCUGAAUUUUACUUUCUGCUCUGAAUCUUGACGACUGUCUGCCGUCUGCUGCAUCUCUUAUCUUCUUGCAUUGUGUCAGGUUUGUCUUGAGGGAAGGCUGCCGGAGAGACUUCUCAUGCCUUUAUUUUAGAGGACAGGACGGUGAAUAGAGCAGGAAAUGAGGGGAGAGACUUGCAGGAAAGGAGUCGAAAAGCUGGAAUCACACCCAGGCCACACACAAGACUCACAACCUCCAUAUAUGAGCCACAGGCUUACACAAAUAUUUGCAGCGCCCCCUUCAUUCGACUCAAUUUUUUUCCCUUUAAACGCGUAUAAAAAACCUUUUAAAGUAAAACAAAUGAACUCCCAGUCGUGUUAUCUUCCGUGUUUCCUGUCUGUUCUGAGGCAGGGAGGGAGAUGUGUGCCGCUGUAUUAACAAUGUACAUGUGUCCCUGCCUCUCAUUGUGUAUUGGAUCCACAAGAGACGAAUUAAAGUCAUGUUUAAAACUGUUUGUGAUAGAAAGUGAAAUAAAGGGUUAACUAGGGAGGUGCCAACACCUUUUAAUGGAUGAAUAGACACCCUGUUGAAGGUGUGUAUUGCUGGGGUGGUGUCUGGGGUUCAGAAGGGGGUUACCUCUCUUUUCUUUUGUGCCUGCCUCUCAAUUAUAAUGAAUCUGAAUCACAAACAAGCAGAGGGAUUUACAGACUUCUCCUUCUCUCAUAGCGACUGAUUUGUUAAUUUGCCAUGUUCGGGGUCCUUAAAGCGCCUGUGAGGAGUUUUUGGACAUCUAUGAAGUAGUGUUAAUUCUUCUUUCUGCCUUUUUAUGAUAUUCUAAAGCAAACAAGAUCAUGAGAAACAUGAUAAGUGAUUUUGGUAACACUUUAUUUGAUGCCUAUCUCUAUGACCCAUUAUAAAUUAUGUAAAAUGCGUUAUAAUCAUGUUAUAGCACUGUAUAACUAUAGCUAUAAACACUCAUAAAUGAUCAUUGUGCUUUAUAGCAAUAAUCAUAACUUACUAUAAAGCAUUUUAUCAUGACUCACAAGGUCAGGUAUUAUAAUGUGUUAUAACUGUUAACAACUCACUGACAAUGCUCACAUAGAGAAUGCAAUGCAACUGUUAUAACACAUUAUAAUACCUGACCUUGUGGGUCGUAAUAAAAUGCGUUAUAUUGUGUUAUGAUUAUUGCUAUAAAGCAUAAUGAUCAUUUAUGAGUGUUUAUAACUAUAGUUAUAAAGUGCUAUAAGUGAUUAUAAUGCAUUAUACAUAUAUUUAUAAUGCGUCAAAGAGAGAGGCUUCAAAUAAAGUGUUACCAAUAUUUCUUAUCGCCCCCAACCAGUAGGAAGGGGUCGGUGUCAGCCAAGUAGCUCAGUUAUUCCCCUAUAAAAUUUGGUAAUCAUCAAAAGUUUGUAGGAUUUGAUUAUUUUUAGGACAAAAUAAGUGAGUGCUUUAUCCACAGGGGGCGCCAAAUUUGACACCAACCAAAAGUUCCUUACAGGAGCUUUAAAAAUGUCAAUAAUUUGUUCAAAUGAGUUUGAACAAAUGAGUAGAAUCUUCUUUUUUCUUUAUAUUUAAGUACAUGUUUGACUUUCAUUCACUGAUAAACCUUUCAUGUGUUUUCACUCACUCUAAAACAAACGCCCCUAUUCAUGACACCAGCAGUGCUAUCUCUCGUUUACAUACUGUAGGACAGUGAUUUCACCGCUCUGACAGGAUGGCCGGGGGGGUGGAGAGGGUUGUAUUUGAUUGUAAUCUGACACACCUCUCCAAAGUCUCUUUCUUCCUCACUCUCGCUCCAUUUCACUUAAACAACACAAUGCUGUCCCUGUGUCUCUCGCCGCAGAGCAGAGGGAGAGCUAAAGCCUCACGAGUGUGACAUUACGUGCGUCAUGAUUUGCAAUGAGCAGUUGUAGGAAUGUUAAGUAGAGGUGAGGCGGGGGGCUGAGGGUGUGUAACCUCCAGCCGGAGCAAAUGACAAGUGUUGGUUAGAGUGGAGGAGAAGGGGGCAAGGGCAAGAUGAGAUGAUACGGAGAUGGUUGUGGUUCAUGUAGAAGUUGAUGAACUCUUUGAAAACAGAGCGUGAGGCGCUACGGCUCUUGUUUGGUCUGGAAUGAUGAUCAGAAGAAGCGGAAUUCGCAUCCUCGGUAUUCAAUCGUGAAGAGCUUGUCGAGGCCUGAUAUCCUCCUAAAAACACAGACAUGAUUAAAGAAACACUCAGCAACUCAAAAGUGCUUAUUCUGUCAAAUUUAAUAAUCAUAUUCAUCUUUUUAUGGAAAAACGAAACCAAAGAUAUGCUCCUUUUGCUGUUUUCUGGCUCAAUGUGCUGCACUGUAAGUUUAUAUCCUUGCGAUUACAUAACCCCAGCUUUUCUACCUGUGUACUUGUGUGUUUGUCUGUUUAAACUUACAGCUAUUAAGACAUGUCAUUGGCACUGACAAUGCUGGUAUUAGGAUGAAAUAUCAAACGGAUUAAAGGAUUAAGCCUCCUGGCACAAACACAUUAAUAUCUGUUCUGCGCUGGAGUCCCAUUGCUUUUAAUAACAAAGAGGAAACUGUCUAAAGAAACCUCUUCUCAGGGUGAUUAAAAUUAAUUUACAGGACACAUUUUAAGUUUAUAUAGGCGAGGUUUUAAGACGGCCAAAUCACUAUGAAACCCGUCCUUGAAAUCCGAAACUGGUUUUAAUCACUCUUACUUAAAAACUCAAUGACCGUGGCAUUAACAGUGACCCCCCUGUGAGUGCUGAUUUGACUGUGAAAGAAAGACUUGACACAGGAAUGCGCUCACAAAGAAACCUGAUUCAGUCAUUUCUCUCUGCGCCGGUGACAGGUGAACUCUGACAGUUAUAACUUGUGCGUGGGAACUUGUUGAUGCACGCUGAGCUCUUAGCUCUUAGUUUGUGUCUUAUCGUUAUCAGGCAUUUGCCGAACUGUAUGAGUGACAGAGGGUGCUGAUGUCGCUGUUAUAUGGUCAGACUAAUUUCCUGUCGCUCCCUCCAGGUAUACAUGUGGCAUUCUUCAAAGUCUUUAGAUGACUGAACUGUAUUUCAAACUUUAGCCCGUCGUCGGCUAAAUGAUCCAGUUAUUUGUAAUCGUUUGAUAGGACUGCUUUUCUUGCAUCAUCUCUUACACCAGGUUAGAUUUGAGUUUUUGCAGCACUUGCACAGUGUAUAUAUAUUAGCAUGUGCAUACUAUGUUAAGCUUUUGUCAUGAAAACCGGCUCAUAAGUGCACAAACUGGGCAAGACGGUGUUAGCACAACAAGCAUACGCCACACCCUGAGUCACACUUGGCUCCUACAAGUAGUUAGCUCUAUAUAAGCGUUUCAAAGACUCAUACUAAGACAUGCAGAUUAAGGCUUUGUGUGUGUCUAUUUCAAACCCUCCAGGCUUCUUCUUUUAACAGGGAGACAGACCUGAGGAAAGAGGCAGAGGGGGCGCUCAGGUGUGUUUAGUUUGCCUUUUAAUAAGGUGUCAAAAUGCUUCUUUUGAACCCCUCUCUGUCACAUCAACGCUGAAACGUUUGUGCACACUCAUACACGAGGCAGUCUCUCACCUCUGACAGUUACACACCUUUUCUACACCGCUGGCAGAUUGCCUCACCAGUUAUUAGUUACAUAAAAGUAGAGGCUGUUUUUUUCUCUGCGAACAGUUGCACUUUGUUUUAUUUUUUGAUGCAUGAAAUUUUAAAGUUAAUUUAUAUUUAUGACUAUUAAAUGUUCCUGAAAAUGCGAAUUACAGGGAUAUUCUGGCAUAAAAUUAAGUUAGGGUCAAACACACUGUAACAUUAAGUUAGACACCCCCUCCAGAGAUGAAUGUUGCCGACCGCUUUCUUCUCUAGUUAUACCAACUUUAGUAGCGACCGCACGAUAGCAAAACACAGAGCAACACGCUCAACCAAAAAGCCACUCUAUAGCUACAAAUAAUGAUCAGAACAGCCCAUAACUUCAUUAACAGUACAUACAGGGUUGCCUGAUUUCUUAAGCAAAGAGACUAAACACAACUCACCCACUCUCCUUCAGCAGCUGUUUGUACGGAGACCUCCAAGCGAGUCCAUUAUCAACUGCUGUGGGGUGUCACAGCUCAAGGAAGAACAUUUAUGAUCAUCUCCUCGUGAAAAUGCAAUCAGACCAAGACGCUAAGGCAGAAGAACUAUCACAUCUGCGGUGCAAAAUGAUUAAUACAGUGAUUAUAACUUCAAGAAAAUGAUUAAGAAGUGUUCAUAAAUGUUCUUCCUUGAGCUGCGUAACCCUGCUGUAGUCCAUAAUGCAUUGGCCUGAGGUCAAGCGGCUGCUGGAAGAGAGUAGGUGAGUUGUGUUUAUUCUCUUUGCGAAAGAAAUCAGGCAAAAUUAAAAAGAUGUUUGGUGGCAGGCAACCCUGUAUAUACUGUUGAUGAAGUUAGGUGCUGUUCUGAGCAUUAUUUGUGGCUAUAGAGUGGCGUUUUGGUUGAGCUCGUAGCUCUGUGUAUUGCUAUUGUGCCGUCGUCACUCAAGUUGGUAUAACUAGAGAAGCAAGCGGUCGGCAACAUUCAUCUCUCGACGGGGUGUCUAACUCAGUGUUACAGUGUGUUUGACCCUAAAUUAAAUUUACUCCAGGAUAUCCCUUUAACACCAGGAGUUUGCAUAUCAAACUCCAAAUAUUGUAAGCAGAGUAUGAACAUAUAUAUAGAUCAUGUUACUCCACCUCUUCCUUGCCUUGUCUCAUAUCUACUUUAUGUGUUUUCCGUAAAUAUCGCGAUAACAUCGUGGAUAAAUCUGAUAUCACGUCUGCCGUAAUCCACAUAAAUGCAAAUCAUUCUGCCUCCAUUCCCUCUGUUGGUAAAAGAAAGUGGUGGGAUUCUUCAUCACUGAGAGAUGAUGAAAACAACACUCCUGAAAACCUCAGUCAUGGAGCAGAACCAGGAUCCACAAUGGCCCCCUUUGUGUGUGUGCUGGUCCCAUGUGAUGUUAGAAAAUGACAUGCGUGCUGCUGUCUACCUUAUCAAAUCAAGGACAGCAAGGAGCUUUUGUGAGGAAGUGUCAUUGCAUGAAUAACAUGUGUCUCGGUAUCAGGAUGGACGCAGUGGAUGCCGAGGAUUUGCUCCUGCUUUUUCCUGAUGUCAGCUUCAUGUUAAGAGGUGCAAAAAGGAAGUUAACAUGACUUCUGGUCUCCUAAGACAUGCACCUCUUACUCUCACAAGUACUGAGAGUAGUGGCGUGAUAUAAAGUGAUUCAGCUUUGCAUUUUUGAUGGGGAUAGAGACCUUUAAUGAGAGUUUAGUGAAUGAGUAUCAAAGCGGGCUCGCCUUACUCUAACAGUGCAGAAAACCAAUCCUUUGAUAUAAACGUCGUCAUCCCACGCUCGCUUGAUUGGGGUGAGAUGUCGUCCAAGGUUACUUCUGCCUGAACUUGUCUGAAAGUUCAGGUUCAGGCCAUUUGCCAACUCCUUAACCCUCCCUGAAAGCUUUUCCUGACUAAUGGUGCGUCUCGCUCUCUGACCACAAACAUUUCAGCUGCUCAGAGUCUCCAUGAAUUUCCGUGUUGAUUUGGUUUUAUCAGUGAUGACCAUCCCCCUCUAUCAGCCUCACUUUUGUCCCAGUCUCAGCAGAUGAGUCUGAUUGAGGUUUCUGAUCACUGGAGCUCUAAAGUUAAAUCUGAAGGAUCAAAAUGAAGCUUAAAGAAGGAGUUAUUUACGAGCUUUUAGCUUUAGUUCAUGAAUGGAAACAAAAAGAGCCAAAAGACAGCCCCGGUAAAAGUCCCCUUCUUUCUCAUCCUCUGUCGUAGGCCUGAGGGCUCUCACUCAGACCUGGGCUCAACUUCAGAGGAACAAAAACUCUAUAAACUGUGAAUGUGUUAGUGCAAGAGGAAAAAGCAUCACAAAUUCAGAGGAGGUUAACUAUUUACACCCCAGACAAACAGAUAUAAUACACGUCGGCUAAUUCGCUCAUAUGCUGUUUGCCAGUUGGCCAAGCAGCAGAACGUUUUUUUCAGUCAGGGGGUCACGUAUUAUUACAAUCAUCUAUUCAGUUAUUAAUUCAGGCCAACAGGCAGCCAGCCGAGCCAUUAGGUUUACUCAAGCGUUAGUUGAUUGAUUAGUCGUCGGUGUUGAUACGGACAGAUGUCUCACGUCCCACCAGGAGCUGCUGGAUUCUGGCUUGUUUCUGUGCUUGUCUGGCUCUUGUUGUAUCACUGAAUGAGCCGUAACUUGAAUAUCUUACUCUGUCUUUGGGCUACGAAAAAUAGGGGGGGAGAGAUUUAAGGGUUGGGUCAGGUGCGUUUUUAUGAAGAUUUUUUUUAUGCACUGUGUGUUUUAUUUCUGAGAUUUAUGGCCCCUGCUGAGUUUUACUAGCUGAGGCCUUCAUCAUAAUCUCCCCCUGGGAUAUCAGUGACUCCUCGUUGGUUUGUGUGCUCCUUAGUGAUGUAUAUUGAUGUCUUUAUAAGAAGGAAACAAACUGGAUCCUCAGUCUACGAGCAGCAAAAGCACCCCUGGAUCUGGGUAUAAAGCUUUAAAGCAGAAACAAGACUUUUCUCCCAGAAAGCAAUAAGUUUUUAUUGAGGACUAGUGAGAUGAAAACACUGGUGUAAAAAAGCGGCACGCUUGAGCAGAGAGGGAUAAUUCCUUCACACCAGGAGAUUCUUUUAAGUCCGAAAAGAGGAAAUGGACGGGUGUUAAAAAAAGGAGAAGCCUCCACCCUUUUCCUGUGUCCUCUGCUUUUCCACCUUUUCCCUUCUUCUCCUGCAGAAAGUCACUUUAAAGUAAGGGUACUGUGUUUGGUGAACAGGAGGGGGGUAGUUGGAUAUGUUUUAAUUUCUAUCAACCUUUAAAGGUACUGUGAGGAGUUUUCAAAAGCAAACCAGACAAUCAACAAAACUGAUUAUUUCACUGCAGUGUUUAUUAGUGCUGUGAGGAGGGGGUUUAAGACCAGCUCUAAAGCUGAAAACAUACAGGAUCCGUACUGAGCGCAUUCCUUAUUUGCCCUGGGUAUCACAUACAGGAUGCAUAGCAGCAGUGUAGUGCCCCAACAGGACUUUAAACUGCUAAACUCUGAAGGUAACAGCACAGUAUAAAGGAACAUAGUUUACUUUAUUAAACAUUAGUAAACCUGCCAAAACUGUACAAUCAUUUUGCAUUUUAAUAAAUAGUAGAAGCUCAACAAUCUGAAUUAUAUCCAAAUUAGCAGGAAAUAGACCACAGAAAGGCAAAGUUAGCAGUUUAAAGUCCUGUUGGGGUCCACAUGGAUCAGGGAUUGACCAUCAGAUUGGUCUGUUUUACUGAUAAAUUCAUAACCAGGAAGUAUUUCUAAUCUACACGAACUGAAACACAGUCAGGAGUUCGCAGAUGAUGUUUUAUUUUGAAAUACCAGAUGGCAUGCCCGGUUUUCGUGCUUAACAUCCUGUCUAGAACGAUCUUCUCUGUGUGGACUGACACGUGUUGGAAGCGUAGAGCAGCAAAAAUAGAUUUGGCGCGUAUCUGUAGGAGACGCUCAAUUUGCUUCUGAUACGAUGCUUCGACGGAGCUGAUACGUAUCCUGUAUGCGAUACUUCAUUGGCUAGAAUGGCAUCCUAUGAUGUCAAGCGUUUUAGCCCUAAUACUUAAAGUAAAUGAUAAGACAGCAGGAUGAGGUUUUAGUUUAGAAACUCUACUUUCUUGUACACAGGAUGAUAGACUUCCUUGAUCCAAACCAAAAGUCCCUCACAGCUUCUCUUUAACAUCUUUAUCAGAAUUACUCUGACUCAGAUUUAUAGCUGCUCUCAAGAAGACUGGAAACAUAACAAGAAGGUGGUUCAUACUAAUAAGACAUUACACAAUUCAUGUGUUCUUCUCUCAAGCCAAGCAUGAUUGCACACGCACGCUCUUUUACAGGCUGUUUUGUCCAAUUAUAGAAAUGUUACUCGGUUUGGCUCGCAGGUGAAGUCAUUUCUGUGGUGAAGGCUGGAAUGUGAAGACUUUAAAGUAGGAGAAGAGGUGAUUUCUACUCAAACAUGAAUGUCAUCUGUGUGUGUGGAGAUGUGGGGGCUUGUCUGUUCCCAUCUAAUCCUGCAUCUGUGCCAGUUUGAAUCAGGGACAUUUAUAUAUUUGAUAUAUUGCAACAUUUUCACUGAUUUUUCAUAGAUUUUUUUGGGGGGGUUGGAAGCAUCUGCUGUCAUCGCUUAAAACAGUAAUAAGCAACUUCCACCUCGGCAGCCCUGAAGCCUCCUGGACCCCACAGAUAGUGACUUCAGAGAGUAGGCGAUGAUAGAAAUGACAAGCAGACUGUUUAAGCGUGAUCAUCCCAGUCAACCAACCAACCCUGGAGGCAAACCACAACAGCUUCCCACUGCUCUCUCAUUUUAGGGCUACUGUCAUCGGAGGUCGACAUGCUCAGACUGAUACCACCAAUGUAGUUAGAUGUAAAUCUGCUCCAAACAUGAACCAUAAAAUCGGUAAAAACCUGGUCUUGGUCAACCAUGAAGGACUCAGGAUUUAGUUUGUGUACAUGGCUCUAACUCCAUGUGACCUACCCAGCCCAAGAAGAACACUUUCACAUACUAUUUUCAUGGCUACUAGACAUGCAUGUGCAGGCUUUACUUGUGGCCUAGAUUGCGAGCUACCUCGCAGCAUGUCAGACGCCAUUGCGAGCAUGCACGGAGGCUCCAAAAGGGCUGGUCCUGUGUACUUAUCUGUUCACAUGCUAAUCCCCAGACGUCCAGUUUUAUUUACAGUCCCCCUCACCUACAAAAUAUUUUUAACAACUCUGUCAUCAUCUAGACAAGCAAGUUUAUCAUCCAGUUGGCCUGUGCUGUGUUCAAGUUUGGUUGUCUCACACACAGGUUCAAACCUGGACUUGGUACAUCUUAAGAAGACUCAUACAUGGAUGGCUUAGUUGAGGAUUUUUCGCCAUAAGUCUUUAAAACUUUGGCUGAGAGUUAUCAUUUUGUGGCUAUGUGUUGAUAUCUUGUGGUAAGAGAUAUAUAUACAAUAUAGGGCUGGGCGAUAUGGCCUCAAAUCAAUAUCACAAUAUAUUGAGCAGUUCAUCUCAAUAACGAUAAAUGGAUGAUAACUACUCCACAAGCUGCUCACACCCUCCCACAUUAACUUCGUCUACUUCAGCCACUACAACUUUUGAACUGUCCUCCAUCUCCUCACUUGUCUUUCCCUCUGGGGUGGAGUCACGUCUCAGACGUAGGACGGCAUCCUAAAGGGACAUGAGACCAUAGCCUACCUACACACACCCAAAACCAACUUUUAUUUAUUUAUUUACCGUAUUUUUCUGGUGAUAAGGCACACCGAAUUAUAAGGCGUACUGUGAAUCAACGUAAGGUGCAUUAAGCAUUAAACCUUGAUUGGUUUAUUGUUGGUAGCACGUACUCCGGGCCUGGGCUGCGUUACAUAAAUGCACUUCUAGUUUAGACAUUACAGUCAGGCAGUCUUGUAGACUGCUCAGGGGUCCUGCUAUAUUGCCGAUCAGGUAGUGACUCAUGCUGUGUCCGAAAUGAAUCUCUCAAUCCCUAACCCCCAUAUGGAAUUUCACUGUAUAGCUGACUUUGUAGUGAGCUCAAUCCCAGGAGGUUUCGGACACUACAUGGCGCUCUGUUGUGACAUCACUGCUCAGACUGUCGCUGGAGACGCAGUGCAUGAUGGGAUGCCCACCACUGGUUAGUCACCAUCAGAUGGUCACUACAUUUUGUGAUGCUCUAUGGGAAAUUUUGAUUCGCCUAUAUGGGGUAUUAGAAUUGAUCACUCAGGUUUCGGACACCCCUCAAAAGGCGCUAACCCCCAUAUAGUCGUAUAGUAAUGCUCCGAAUAUCCAAAUGAGCGGAGCAUCUUUGUUGCUUACCAAAGUCGUACUCAGGCGUUUCGACAUAUUUUUGAGUGCUCUGUACUAUGGAAUCAGAUUGUACCACAUAAAAUCGGUCAGUAAGCACAACAAGUAAUCAUACAUAAGGUGCGCUGGAUUAUAAGGCGCACUGUCAAUUUUUGAGAAAAUUUAAGGAUUUUAAUUGUGCCUUAUUGUCCGAAAAAUACAGUAUUUUUUUGACACAUAAUGUAUUGACGUGGGCAAAAUAAUGUUAGUUAUUGUCGUAAAUUCUCAGUUUAUCGCCCAGCCCUAGUUCAGUAUGUUCCCAUAGUAACUCAUUUUAGAUCCAGUUGAUCAGUUUAUGCCCUUGAGGAGACUCAGUUUGGCACAGUGCACCAUAAUUCCUGCAGGGGUUGAAGCUGGAUUGGGGUACUCAUGGGGUAUUCUGUAGAUUUAGGUCGAGAGGGGUUGUCUGAAGGCUCAGUGUCACCCGGGCGUCUUUCUUUCAGCGAGCAAAACCAGUUCAGCAUGCACACAUGGACAUACUUCAACACACACACAAAUGUAUUCAGGAUUUGCCAGACUCCCUAUUUAGAUUUACACAAGUCUCCGGGUUUCCCAGGGAGACGGCUGCUCCACCACCCCACCCUUUUUUUUUUUUUUUUCUCUUUGUUGAAAAGAACCAAUCGUGUGUUGGCUGGUAACUAGGCACCCCAUUUAUCAGUAACCAGCACCAACAAUAACUGUAACCCGACACCUCCUCUGAGAGAAAGACUCCGAGGAAAAGGGAAGGUUGGAAUGAGGAGGUGAAAGAAACGGAAAAAAAAGAGAAAGUCAAGUGUGGAAAUUUACAAAAUACAACUUUAAUCUUCAGAUAUUUUAUUGUUUGUCAUGUUUUUGGUGCAUAUUUAACUUUUGGGAGAAUUCUUGAUUUUUCACGUAACUCAUUCCAGUUUAUAUGAAAAAAAAAAGUCAUGCCAAAAUUAGAUGGCUGCAAAAGUCCAGAUCGAAGAAUUAGAAAUGGGUAAACAAGAACCAUGACAGAAAAGGAGCAGCGGCGGCGGCGGCAGGGAGGGGCUCCAGUGUCAGGGUAAUGGAUACUCGGGUCCUAUUAGGCCAUUAAUGGCUGAGUAGCUCUGAAGAGAGCAGCGCAGGCCGACCUGUGAGAGGCUUUUGAUCAGAGUGCGCUCCCGACCAAACCGUGUGUUGGUUCGGGUUGAGUCAAUCGGAUGUGAUCGAUUGUGAAGAGUACAACAGAACGAGUGCUUGUAAACACUUGUUGUUAGAUCAGGAGCAUUUGUGAAGGAACGGCGGGCGUUUAUUUGUGAAGAGGUGUUUGUUAGGGCAGCGAAAAGUUUGAGCACAUUGAGAAUAUUGUAGAUGGAGCGUGGCGGAUGACUAAGCUGCUGUGUCUGUGUGGUUUUUGAGGGUGUGUGGGCGUGCGGAGGUGCAUUCCUGGUUAUACUUGAUUAAUUUCCUUUCACGAAACAGAGAAUGGCGGUCCACUUGACUCUUUACCUUUUUUGACCCCUUGGCUUAAGGAGACAAAAAACAGGAGCGGAAACCCCGCAGAUACACCACAACCUGUUGAACCGAAUCAAACUAUUGUGAUUCAAAAGCCCCCCGUAUGGAUUUCUUUGUUUUAUCUUCAGCUUUGACAGGAUGUAACGACGAUAAUUUCAGUGUUGACAUGAUGUCAGGAGGGAUACUUGUUGGAGGUGAUGGACAUGUCUGGACUCGUACUGUAAAGGAUAUGUGGAAAUGUGGUCUUCGCCUCAUUGUACCUUUGCGGUUUCUUCAUACACUUAAGCGCCUGUGUUUCCUGGCCUCUUGGUGAGGUUUUUAUGUGUAUGGUAAACAUUUCACACUCCUUUUAUUCCAGUUUUACUGACCUUUAAAGUAAGACUAUUUUUGGACCAAGACAAUCACUUUCUACUUCUUUCUUUGUGCCAUCAGGUAAAAGUCAAAUCCUGCAGGGAGCUAAACUAAGUAAUUCACAACACCCACCUUUUCUAGUUUGAUUUCUAAGUGAUUUACAUGACCUAGACUGCUUAAUCUUGUUAACCACAGUUUCUUGUUUCCCCCGCUCCUUUUACUCCUCCCAUUCCUACCUUUCCUCUGCCUCAAGGGCAUCUUCUCCUCAAACUUGUUAACAACAGAAUGAGAUGUUCACCACCAGCUGCUGAUUUUAUCACUGGAGAUCUUGUCACAACAACAAGCCAGCUGCCUCCUCCUUUUUCUGCUCCAUGUCCACUGCCCGAGUGCUUCGUCACAUCUCUCAACAAUUACAUUCUUUGGCAAUUAGUCAAGAGAGUUUAAGAAGUAACAAGUGCGCAAAGAGCGGUUAACCCGCCGGCACCGAAAAAGGGUGGAGAAAUUCAGGUGUGUGUUUGGACUCAUUUUGCUUUGUCUGGCCUCUUCAUCCAGGUUUGCUUGGCAUUGUCUGCGCAGGAACACUGCUGCUAUUCACCGAAUCCAUCUCUCUCAGGGAUCCUAAAUGGGACAUAGAUAUUCUAGCCAGGUCGUUUCUUGGCCCUGGCACUCGAUGCCCCUGAGUGCUCUGCUUAAGUACAGUCGCUAAGGGCACUUGUGGAGUCUUGUGAAAGCCCGGUCUGCUUAGAAGUGAAGGCGGAGGAGCAGUUGAUACGCCAGUGCGGUCUUUUGAACUCCCAUGUGUUUGGAGCCAAAGGUUUCAGUUUGACUCGACAUGAGUGCGAUGUUUUAACUGGCCUGCAGCAGAUGUGUAUGUCUGGUGGUUCAGAUUUCCCUGUUAGGUGUUUAUGUAGGCUUGUGCCUCCUCUGAUCCUUCAGCCGUUGUUUGUCAAACUCGUCUACUUUUUUUCUUGUAAUGUGUGAUGUGUUGGGACUAAAGCACUAAAGACAACAACUUUUCCACAUGUAUUCAGGGUAGACUGAUUCAGGCAAUCACUGAUCCUGGCUCAGUCAACCGUCUGCAUGUAAUCCCACCUGUUCUCUGGGAUGUUAGCCUCCAACACCCACACGCUACUCUGUUCCAACUGCUCACUUUUGAGGUGAAAGGAGUCUUUUGUUUCCGUUAUAAUGGCUCAAAGAGAGGAUAAUAGAUAGAGACCUCUUGCCAACCAGAAUAAAAGUAUAAUGACCGAGAGGAAGUAGAGGAAUAAAGGGGAUGAAGAUUGAGAAAUUCCUCUUUUUUUCCCCCUGGAGAUAUAUAGAUGUUGGAGGCUAUAGAUGGGUUCCUGUGCAACGUCAUUGCAGGUUUGGGUGUGCAGCCAAGGGGCAGAAAGCGGGACAUUUUCUAAUUUGUUUACGAGCAGAGUCAACGGAGAAUGACACGGUGAUGUUGCGCUGUAAAAGCAUGAAUUGGUAAAACAAUCUGCAAACAUUAUGACCCUGCUCCUGAUAUUAGAAACAUCUAAAACAACGUCACAACCUGGUAAAUCGAGGGAAAUUCAUGGACAUUUCAGAAAGUGUUUUUCUGAUUUUGAUGCAAUGGAAGACAAAGUGAUUUUUCAAUGAAAUGACAUUUUAUUGCAAUUUUGUCAGGGAGAACUUGCAAAAAUUACGGCAUCUUCGGCAUCUGCGGCCCCCAUGGUUGCGCGCACACCUAGUAUUGUUUUUACACGAGAAACCCGUCUAUACUGCCUCACAAAACAGGGGUUAUACUUUUGAGCAAACCUGACAUAAGCUGCCUCGCUACGAUAGUUAUUGAGGCCUUUUGAAUUUUCAAAAUCCUUACCAACAGGUUGUAAGUUUGAGCAUCAGUCAAGUGUGAACAUUGUCUUGAACUGCUUCAAAUUCAGCUUUUCAUUCUGGUACAUAGAGGUGUGAGUCAAGCGCCACUUCCAGAUAAGCAUGAUGCGUCAGCUGCAGGGUUAUUGUGUUUACAAUGUCUGCAUUGAAAAUAAAACAGCAUGACAAGCAGACAGACUAACAAUAAAGUCUACUUGCUUCGUGAGGCCGGUAGUUUUCCACUGACAAACUUUGUUUCUGCAAGAAGAGCAGUUUCAGAGAGUGUCCUGAUCCAAUCCUUAAUGAAUUAUUUAUUAUCCCAGUUUAAGGUUAAUUUCGUAUCAAACUAACAUUUUUUUCUGGUCGCCAGUCCAGACAUGCUCUAAAUGGGAAUUGCUGUUUUUUUGUAACAGGAAGGCUUGACAAUUAUACUUAGACAUUUCUUCAUCCUGCAUGUAUUCGUAAUGUUUUUCUUUUUUUCCUUUUGUUCAUAAUGUAUGGCUGUUGAGUUGACCCAUCUAAACGUGUUUUGAUUGAUGGCGCUCAGGCUGAGUUAACUUCAGCGUGAUUUCUGGGUGAUUUCCCGCUCCUUUCAAAGACAGGAUGUCAGUCAGAGUCUGCAGCUCGCUGAUAUGUGAUCUGCUGUUGGUGCUGGUUGCCACGAGAGAGAGAAAGAGAGAGAGAGAGAGAGAGACAAAGGGAGAUGAGACUUGACAACAUGGACUCUGAACAGUGGGUGCAACCGUCACAUUAGGGGCAAACUAGCAGCUGAUGCUAGCUUCUGGCAGGUUUCAUUAGCUGCUCUUUUCACCCAUUUAGAUCUCAUUAAGUACAACACAUGAUUUUAAAUGACUGGACUAUUGGUUCUCUGACUUUUAAAUAGUUAAACUUGUUAAAUACAAACUACAUAUCCAACAGCAAGAUUGUGUUCUUGCAUGUUGUAUUCACCAAAAAAAAAAAAAAGCUCUGUUUUUCUGAGUAUUUUUUUUUCUGUUCUGUUCUUCAGACAAUUUUUUUGUCUGUUAUUCAAAGUUUUUUUUUUUUCUUUUCUUUUUUUCUGACUAUUUUUUUUUUUGUUGUUGAAGUUUUACUUUCUUUUGGGGUUGAAACACCGGGAGAUACUCCUUUCUUUAAGUCAGAUAGAUGGAAUCGUCAUUGAUGGAAUUUGUUUACUUUGUGCAGGCACCUUUGCAUACCCUAUGUUUAACUAAUAAUAUGCUUUACUCUUAUUGACCCCGUAGUCGAUGUUAUCUAGGAGCUUGAGAAUCCACUGAUUUGGUGCAGCCAUGGUAGUUAACGUUAUCUGAUUGCAUGAGAUUCUCACAGGAUUUUGAAGUAUCUUGCUUAGUUAGGUAAAAAAAAGUCCAAAAAACAGAAAGACAAAAAAAAUAUUACAAAAAAACAGAAGAAAAAAUUUGUCAGAAAAACAAAAAUAAGAAAAAAAUUAGUCUGAAAAAUGUAUUUAUUUCUAUUUAAGUGAAUGCAAUACGCUCCUGUAGUGUUCAAAGCAUCAAACUAUAAGGCUGCAAAAAUGUGUGAAGCAAAUUACAGUAUAAUGCUGUUACAAAAUAAUAAUUAUGCUUUUUUUAAGAUAUUUAUUAAGAUAUUCAUACUGAGACGCAUAAAGAAAGUUUAGAUAUUCUAUAACAGCUCCUGCCUUUUCAUCUUACAGUUUAUAAAUUUACAUACACGCAAUAGUAAUAAGUGAAUCCUGUUAAACCAGUUUCUGCGGUGCAGCAUAUCUGUUACUCAUUUCAUGUGUGUGAGAGUGCGCAGGGAAGCAUUACACACGUAGAAUGUACAGUAUUUUUCUGUAGCAUCUUCCCGUGACACACCCUUCCCAUGUUCAGCCCGUCCUCUGCAUGUGUGUUUGUGUGAGUCCAUGCCAGCAGCUGUCGAGAUCUAUAAAUAGCGUGGGCCGUAAUUCCCUUAGGAGACAAAACUAACAAACACCUAUGGAGCAAAAGUGUGUAAGUGAGGCUCGUGUAGGUUUUUUAAACUGAUACUUUAAUUACUCUGUCAAUACAAUCUCAAUAAGAUGUUGUAAUCUCUGUUCAUGUGGUGCUCUGUAUAUAAUAAAUCCCUGUUCCAUAUUCUCAUAAUUGUAGCACAGUCUUUCAGUUUUGGAUACCUUACUUCACGGGACCCUCAAGACCUGAUAGCAGGGUAUUGAAUUUGCUUUAUUGGGUAUAUAAAUGACCCGAUUAUCAAUCACCGUGCCUGCUCACCAACCUAAUCUCCAAAAUGUUACCCAGUCAGGAAUUAUCCUGGCAUCAUAAAGUCCUCAGUCAUCAUGUCGAAGCUCCACACUCAGCAUUGCUUUAAGUAUAGAGUUUGUGAUGCAUGAGUAUUCGGCCCAGCAACUUAAUUAUCGUAACAUUUUCAGUUCUGCAUUUGGAAUCUCGCUGGAUUUGUACUUUGGUUCCCAUGAGACGCAGGGAGAGACAGGUGUGGACUGCAGCGGAGGAGUAAACACACAGUAGCCAACAGAUACUUAGUCAGUUCACGCUUUGUUGAAUGACAACCUCCAUUCCAGGACAUUAUAGCAGCCCCACAAACCACAGCUGCCGCUUAAUAUCACCGGCCUGCCGAGUGACUUGUUAAUGUGCGUAUAUGCAUUUCUUUGAGAGCCGCGUGUGGCUGCGUCGCCCAACAGCCAAGAAAUAGAAGUAGUUGAACGAGCGGAACAAAGUGAGCUUUAUACUCCCUCCUAUCAUCAAGAGUAGGCGGGGAUGCCAAGUCUAGUUAGCACUGAGCUUAAGGCUUGGCCGACAAGGCUGGAAGAGUGGUUGUCCGCACCCUUCUUUGAUUGAGAGGGUUCAGAGUCUAGUGAAGUGACCUCAUGGACUUCUGAGAGUGACCGCGGCCACACCACACCACACACACAAACACACACACACACACACACACACACACACACACACACACACACACACACACACACACACUUUGAAACAUGUAUUACACUCCCAGUAAGGCGUAAUAACACUUUGCAAUCUGACCCAUCUCCAAACCCUCCCUCGACAGUGUUGUUCCCCCCUGCAAAUUUCAUCUGGUCUCUGCACCUGUCGUCAGCUGUAUUUCACCCAGCCUUUGGCCUCUGCAGCCCACAGCCAUCUGUUUCAUAUAUAGGCACCAGAGCUUAGACUUGGAGUAGACUGUAAUCUCUUUGGGGGGCAGAAAUCCUGGACUUAUUUAAUUUCUCCAAACGUCAAUAAAUCAGCCUUGACUGGCAAAAACAAAAUCCAAUCUCUGCUCAUUUCAAAAUGCAUGAGAUGUUACGAGGUGAUGCAGUCGAAAUCAUUGUGAAAGGUGGUUAUUAAUCAAUCAAUCAACCAAUCAAACUUUAUUAUUGAAAGCACUUUUCAUACAUAGAAUGUAGCGUAAAGUGCUGUCCAUUCGCGCAGGAUAUUAAAAAACAAUGAAAUAAAUUAAAUAAAAAUACAAAUACCAAACCCCACCCAACCUCCCAACCCCCGUUCAACACAUACAGCGCUCACACACAUAUGCAUAUACAGAAGACAAGGUGAGGAUUCUUCAACUUGCCACAGAUGACUGAGGAAACGCUAUCUUGAGUUAAAAAAGAUGAAGAGGAGACACUGAAUCUAGGACUAAAACAAUAAAACCAUGAUAAAAUAUAUUAAAGGUGAUAAGGCGUUAAAAGUUAAUUAAAUAAAGCAGUCUUAAAAUCUAACAAUAACAAAAAGUAAAUAAAAAAAGAGGUAAUAAAACACAAAAUAGUUACUCCAGGACUAAAAUAGGGUAAAAUCACCUAAUGCUGAUUAAAAGAUUAAAACGAAAUUCAACUAAAAGCCAGAAUAAAAAGGUAGAUCUUUAGUUAAGUUUUAAAAAUAUGAACAGUAGGUGUCGCUCUCAGGUCUGCAGGUAGGCUGCUCACAGAUGGGGACCAUAAUGUUGGAACGAUGAUUCACUGUAUGUUUUGUUUUUACUUUGGGAACAAUUAAAAGACCGCUGCCUGACGACCUGAGGGCUCUAUUAGGCUCAUACGGUUAAAUCAAAUCAGACAAAUAAGAAGGAAAAAGACCAUUAUGAGCUUUAAAAACUAAUAAAAGAACCUUUGAAUUUUGUAGAAGCUGAAGCUGUGCAAUGUUCUUUUUAAGAAGACCAGAGAGGAGAGCAUUGCAAUAGUCAAUUCAACAGGUGAUAAAAGCAUGAAGAAGAGCCUCUUCAAUGGCUUGAGAGAGAAAGUGGCGCACUCUGGAGAUGUUCUUUAAAUGAUAAAAUGCCUUUUAAACCUUAAACUGAGGUUUGAAUCAAAUGUAAUCAUCGUGUAUGUGUUCUCUCCUCUUCCAGAUGGCGUUCACCAAGUCGUUGCCCUCUGCACUCUGCGCGUCACCAUCAUAACAGAUGACAUGUUGACCAACAGCAUCACAGUCCGCUUGGAGAACAUGUCCCAGGAGCGCUUCCUGUCCCCGCUGCUCAGUCUCUUCCUCGAAGGGGUGGCGGCCGUGCUCUCCACCAAACGGGAGGCGGUAUUUGUGUUCAACAUCCAAAAUGACACCGAUGUCCAAGGCUCCAUUCUCAAUGUGACGUUUUCGGCUCUGCAGCCUGAAGGUCUUCAGGGUAAAGGGAUGUUCUUCCCUUCGGAGGAGCUGCAGGAGCAGAUCUAUCUCAACAGGACUCUGCUCAGGCAUAUAUCUUCCCAGGAGGUAAAAUAAGCAAACAUGCUUCAACAAGUGCAAAAUGAUGCAGUUCCAGGAAAGCAGAGUAGCAUUUUAUUUCCUCUCUCCAGGUAUUGCCGUUUGACGACAACAUCUGCCUGCGGGAGCCGUGUGAGAACUACAUGAAGUGCGUGUCGGUCCUGAAGUUCGACAGCUCCCCUCCCUUCAUCGCCUCGGACACCGUCCUCUUCCGGCCCAUUCACCCCAUCAACGGGCUGCGUUGCCGUUGUCCUCUCGGUUUCACGGGGGACUACUGUGAAACCGAGAUUGACCUCUGCUACUCGGGACCCUGCAAAAACAACGGAAGAUGCCGGAGUCGGGAGGGAGGGUACACCUGCGAGUGUUUGGAGGACUUCACCGGUGAGUCAACUUUAUCAGAGGACACAAAAACAGACUGUUUUACUUCUUAUGACAGAUACUUCCUGUUGUUCAUGCAGAAAAUUUCUUCAUUUUCGAGUCUUAGUGCUUGCCUUGUCCGAAUAUAACAAGGACAAGGCAAGCGCUAAAAUAACUUUCAUAGAUGCACCCAUCUUGUUUCUGCCUCCGAAUUUGCUUUUUUCCAACUUGGCAACCGAAACGCUUGUAACUCGGUUGUGAUGUCAUUUUCAGCUUCAACAUCUGACUUCCGAGGUAACUCGAAUGCAGCAUGUUAAAUAUUAAAUGUGUUAGACCGAAAGGGCGCCCUCAACCUCAGCCUUCCACUCACUCUGUCCAGGACAGGACAGAGAAACCCAACACUGCCUGGAAGCAGGGACUUCCACUCAUUUUGCUCGGCGUUCACAUGGUGGAUAAUUUGCGGAAAGCUUUCAUCAUUCCCAUUGAAAUAAUUCGCCCAAAUAUUUCUCAAUGUCACUGAUAUUCCCUCCAUUAUCCCUCCUUGUACGUCUGAUGCCUGUUUGGGUGUCUCUCCCUAAUGGAGCCCAGAGAGUCUCUGACGGCUGUCAUCCCUCCCCCCAAAACACUCGACCUCACCUCUCCCUCUCUUCCUGUAUCUUAUCUGAUGUAAUUACCUGAUUAUACCUGCUUUUGUCAGUCACUGGUUAUGUCACGACCCCACUCCAAAUGUCUACCUUCUCCACUCAGCCGUCAUAUUCCCCUCACCUACAUCUCUGUGUCCCAUCUUUGAAGGUCACAGUUCAACUCUAGAUAGUGAGGGGCCGUAAUGGGGCUGAUGACAGGGGCCCCUUUUCUGUCCUCCUAGGGUUUCCUGCAUUACAGGGUUACAGAUCCUUAUAAUUCAGCCUCGGAGAAAAAAGGAUUAUGCUGAGGAGAGAGGAGCUAUUACCUGGUUCCAGGCUGUGAUGUUCGGGGUUUGUGUGUGUCCUACUGAAGAAGGAGGGGCGCUGAUGGUCUAGUGGUCUAAGAAUUCCACAUGUAGAGGCUUUAGUCUGUAGUAAGGCUGCACGAUAUUGGAAAAAAUAACAUUGCGAUAUUUUUCAACCCUGCGAUAUAUAUUGCGAUAUUAAAAAAUACAGGAAUUUUCACCAGAUGACCUUUAUUGGGCUGGGACAUUGUUGUGGCAACAGAUGAAAGGUAGUGCCAACACAGGACACGUGUUUUGGACGACAUCAUCCUUCUUGUAACCGAAAUAAUUCCAGAUAACUGACGUUGCUUUUUCUUUUUAGCAACAAGUCCUAAUUUCCGGUGAUUUUCUCUUGUUCGCUGCUCAUUUUGAAAUUGAUGUUGUGCCGAGGAACACAUGCCCGCCGAGAAUUGCAUGCACCUCGCAAAACACGCACCACUUAUAGUAGAGUGGUCCACGGAAAUGUUCGAUUUAAAACCCAUACAGUUCUUACUUGUGGGGCUGACCACUGAUGAGUAAUGUUCCGAAAGUAAUUCUCAGUUGACACCCGUUCCUCGGCACAACACCAGCAGCGCCAGCGACUCACUCCAUGUGAAGGGGCGUGGUUUCCUCCUCUCUGAUUUUGAUUGACGGCUGGCAGGGUAGAUGCAGAGUCACAUGUAGUGUAUCUCAGUCAGCUACCCUUGAAAUUAGAUGAGUUCAUUCACCCCCGACAUCCCAGGCCGCGCACACGUACAUCGCGAUGAUGAUAUAUCGUGCAGCCCUAGUCCGUAGGUUCAACUCUUGGCCUUGACGCUUUGCUGCACGUCUCCUUCCAAUCUCUGCUCCUCAAAAACCAAAACUUACAAGAAAAGAUUUCUGCUCAGGAAUUCAUAUGAGCUGAGCCAGGAAAGCAGCUCCGGCUCUACAACUGCACAAAGUAAGAGCCACAUGGUCAUUAGGGAGGAAUUUCCCAUGGCGAGACUCAUGAAUCGGAUAAAUCUGAUAUCAGGAUUCAGCCUCAGGGUGAUUAACGAAAAGACAUACUUUUGACAACUCCAAUCAGGCUCACAAGACCCGUCAGAGACAUUUACUGUGUCCUGGAUGAAAGUUGUGAAAUUCCUGUUAAUGUUGAAUAUCUGACAUGAUUUCAUUCAUUCAAGAGCGACCAUUUUCUCCCGCUUUAAAAGAACACGCUGUGGUUCAUUAGUAUCAGCCUGUAGACUCGGGUUUCACAGUAUGUAGAACUGGUUUGUAGAAGUCCCCCUUUUCAAAGUUAGUCAGCAGGAAAAAUGAGAAUCCCUCUUUCUGUCUCUCAGGUGAGCACUGCGAGCUGAACGCGUCAUCAGACCAGUGUGUACCCGGCGUCUGCAAGAAUGGCGGCAAGUGUGUCAACCGCCUGGCGGGUGGUUUCAUGUGCCAGUGUCCAGACGGGGAGUACGAGAAGCCCUACUGCGAGAUGACCACCCGCAGCUUCCCUGGACGGUCCUUCAUCACCUUCAGAGGCCUGCGGCAGAGAUUCCACUUCACCGUCUCCUUUAUGUAAAUCCUCUUUUUUUUUAUUAUCCGCUCUUGUUUCUCCAGUUAAGAUAAAGUGCCGCCCUUUCCCUCGUGGCUUUGUGACUAAUCAGGAUAAAGUAUUUAACAUAACACCGAUAAACAGUCAUUUCAGUUAGUUAAGUGUGUCACUUUGGGCACGCUCAGACACGUCCGCUCGUUUCUGUCGUGUCUCAGCGACCUCCUCUUGAUGCACACAAGCUCAGACACAUACAGCAGGAACAAUACUCAAAAAAUCAGUUACAAUUAAUAAUAAAUGAGGAGCCUUUGACACUGAAACUAACCAUAACAACAUAACAAAGGUGAGUGAAGUUUUUUUAAUACGAGUUCAGGCAGUGAUGGUGGGAAGAGAUUGCAGAGCGGUGAAAACAGGAAAAGCUCUCUGAUGACUUUCUUUUAUCAGUGUUUGGCUACGGCCAUCCUGACUUCCUGCCCCGCUGACCUCACUAGCAUCUGCCGGCUGACUCCGCUGCCCUCAUUUUACGUUAAUAAAACACACACAUACACACACACACACACACACACACACACACACACACACACACACACACACACACACACACACACACAUAGCUCCAUACAGGAGCUUUGUACACACUCGUGAGCAGGUUGUGGCCCAUUAACCCAACUUUUCACCAUCACACACACAUGGGUCCACUCGUGCAUCCUGCUUUCCUUGAAUUUUUUCCCUCAAGAGCUCCACUGACCUUUCAAAAUAAAAGUAUCUGCAAGACCUUCAGUUUGUUUGAGUUGGAUCUGUAUUAAGAAAGCUACGAAAGGGGAUGAGGGCCACAAGAAGAGAAAAAAUAAUAAUAACAUGAGGGAGGUUUUUUUUAAUUUCCAUUCGGGAAUAAGGUUAAAAUUUGAAAAAACAUUUCAACUUUUUUCAUGUCAACUCUAAUCUCGAAAUUUCGACUUAAAACUCAAAAUUUUAAGUUUUUUCAUCUUGAAAUUUCAAUAUUACUUACGACAUUUUGGCAAUACAAUAUUUCGUCAUCUCAAAAUUUUGACUUUAAUCUCGAAAUUAAAAUUUUUAAUCUUAAAAUUUCAACUUUAUUGACAAAAUUUUGUUUAUUAAUCUCGAAAUUUCUACAUUAUUUACGACAUUUUAACAUUUUGUAAUCUUAGAAUAUCAACUUUAAUCAUAGAAUUUCAAUUUUUAAUCUCAAAAUUAUCACUUUAUUGACAUAAUUUCCAUUUUUUUUACCUCGAAAUUUCAAAUUUUAAUCUCAAAAUUUCAAUUUUUAAUCUCAAAAUUUGGACUUUUAUCUCAAAAUUCAGAAUUUAAUCUAAAAAUUUUGACAUUAUUCAUGACAUUUCAACAUUUUGUAAUCUUUGUAAUCUUAUCUCGAAAUUUUGACUUUUUUGUUAUAUAAUUUUAAUUUUUUUAAUCUUGAAAUUUUAACUAUAAUCUCAAAACCUUUAAUUUAAUCUCGAUUUUUUUCACUUUAAUCUUAAAAUUUCAACUUCAAUCUCCUUCCUGUAAUUUUUUGUCUCUUUAUGUGGUCCUCAUCCUCUUUGAUAAAAAACAAGGAAUUUAGUUAAGGGAGAUAUUUCCAAUUUAUCCACAACUGUUGGACUUUAUUUCUCCACUGUGUAAUCUUAAAUAACCUCGAAAUCUAAUCUGUUUCUCUAGGUUCGCUACACGAGAGAGAAAUGCUUUGCUUCUGUACAAUGGCAGAUUCAACGAGAAACACGACUUCAUCGCUCUGGAGAUCAUCGAAGAGCAGAUUCAGCUCACCUUCUCAGGAGGUAAGGUCUCAUAUCAUGUGCAGCUGUUUCUGUCAGUAUCAGCUUCAUUGUAGGAAUACCAUUCAUCGUCUUCGUUUGUAUUUUUGCAAGCAGUGCAAAUUUGAAAUCAUGCAUGCACACGGUGCCCUCAAGCAUGGAUUAACACAUGCACACUCACAUGCAUACACACACACACCUUUAGCUAUUGUUAAACUGGCAACAGUUGGGCUGUAGAUCAAACACUUUUUUUUUUUUUUUUUUGGUGUGGUGACUGUUGUUUUGAAAACCUGUUUACUUUCCCAUGGUACCUCACAGUCAGGGAUCCAGUUUAAUGUGAUUUUGUGCCGUGAAGUUCAUUUAGGAGCAAAGCCAAACUCUUGUUCGGCACUUCAAAUCUGAAAUGUGAUUAAAUGUUACAUGCCUGACUCAUCAUCAUCUGAUUAAAUAACCAGUAUCAUGACUCAUGGUGUUUCUUAACCUCAGUUUCGAACCUUCCUCUGUUUGUUAUUCUCAGCCCUUUCUUUUUCUUCCCCUUUCUCCCCGUCAUCCAGGAGAAACCAAGACCAUAGUGUCUCCCUACAUACCAGGGGGGGUCAGUGACGGCAUGUGGCACUCUGUUCAGCUCCAUUAUUACAACAUGGUAAGGAAUACAAUCGCCUCUUCUGCUCUGCACCCCCACCCAACAGACGUACACAUACACACGUAGAACAGCAGUUAUUGCAAAUCAGUUUGUUGUGAUGAAGAUCAUUGUCACUGCGAUCAUGUUGGGGGGAUAGAAGAAUAGGGGGUUGAGGAUUCAGUCCACGUAUGGUAGAGUGACCAUACGUCCUCUUUUUUGGGGGCUGUCCGGGCUUGUCUGGCUUUGUCCAGGGAAGUUUAUAAAAUCCUUCAAAUGUCUGCGGUUUUGGACGAGAGUAUUGAUUUUGUGUCACAUGGGCUUACUGAGUUAGAAGUGCAUGAAAGACACUUGAUCCGUACCAAAAACUCUCAAAAUUAACUUUUUGCAACUCCGUGACUCCGCCCCCGCGUGUCUUCGUGUCCUCUUUUUGGGAAGUCAGAAUAUGGUCACCCUACCUAACAGAUGCUAAAAAGGAUGAUUCUGUCUUUUGCAGUUCUGCAGGCUUCGCUGAAGAUGCAUACUUGAGGUACACUUGUACUCAGGGUGAGGCUUAAGGAGAUGUAGGGGCUGAAUUCACUGUUGUUGGGUGAUUGUUGAAAAAAUCUUCAGUCCACAGACACUGUUGAGUCCAAAGUCCUGCAGUUUGCUGACCAGCCUAUUAGGAAUAUUGGCGUCGAAGGUGGAAUAGCAACCUAACACAAUUCCCCUUCCACAGUAUGGAGGGUGUUGUUUAUGCUUUUCUCUAUGGAUCUGUUCACCUAGUACGUGUUCUGAUGCUGAGGGUGGAUUUGAUUUAUUCCAGGAUUAUUCUUUCAACAAAAGCAACCAGGAAAUACUGUUGCAUGCUUCAGUUCAAAUGUUGGAUAAGCAAGUUCAGAGCAAGCAUGGAGGUUAAAGCUGUUAUGAGGAUGUUUGUCAAACAGACUUAAAUUCAUACUGGUGCCUUUUCAUGAAAUCCAAAAGCAAACAAGACCAUCAGCGGCUGUAUUUCUGAAUUUCUUACUGUAGCUUUAAGAGCAGAAAACCAGUGUUAGGGGGAAGCUGUUAGUAUUUAAUCUAAAACUGUCUUUAAAUGAAUACUUAACACAUUAUAAAGCAUUUUUUUCAUGACUUACAAGGUCAGGUAUAAUAAUGUGUUAUAACUUUUAACAACUCACUGACAAUGCCCACAUAGAUAAUGCAUUAUGCAUGUAUUUAUGUGUUAUAGUUUGAUUAUAAACUUGUAUAACUAUCAUUUUAAACACUCAUUAAUUAUCAUAAGGGUGUAUAACAAUAAGCAUAAAACAUUAUAAUACCUACCUUGCAAGUAAAUGCUUUCUAAUGCUCUUUGAUUAUUGCUAUACAGUAUUAUGAUCAUUUAUGAAUGUUUAUAUCUAUAGUUAUACAGUUCUAUAACGUGAUUAUAACACAUUAUACAUAUAAAUAUAUAAUGUGUGAUAGAGAUAGGCGUCAAGUAAAGUGUUACUGAAAUUCUAGUUUAUUUCAGUCAGUGUUAUUUAAGACAUUCCCACGAUAAUCUAAUUGCUCCAAUUCCAGGAAAUAGACAGUGAUUAUAGCCCAACCUGACUCGUGUUUCCACUUUAAUUGCAAUAUUAUUAAGGCUUAAAUUACAACAAACUUCCAGAGCCUGUAGACAUAAAUUUACAACUUUUGAAACUGACAGGAAAUGAUAUGAAUAACCUUGAGAAUGUGUAUAUCCUUCAGUCGUGUCUGAUGACUGGUCAGUACGAGUUUAACUGAAUGAUAUUCUGCCGGAAGUUGAGUUUUCUGAUCACUUCUAUGUUCGCUUUAUGAUUGUGUUUGUGGGCCGAGUACACAUCUUUGCUCGAACUUUCUUUUGCACCAUUUCUCCCUCUUAUCACUCGAUAUGUCGAAGCGUCACUGGCCUGACUCAAGACUUCCAGGAUUGUAUAGAAGCGCUUGUUUCACGGCCUCACACUAACCCUCACUAUCACUACAGACCGUCUAAGAUUUCAGCUGGUCACCCAUUUUCGUGUCAACCAGCUGCGCAGCCCGUGGCUUAUUAGGUUACCUCUGCAGGGAGGUAUGAAUCAAAGGCUGCCGAAAUGUACUAUGUAAGUUGAAAGGUCACCACUGUGUCUAUGCUUUGAGUUUAAGUCGCUGCAAGGCUUCGAAAUAUCAAAUGUGGGCGCUGAAAGUUCCUGUGUGUUUUUUUGUUCUCUGGGAGGCCGUGUGCACGGACAUCUGUGAUACACAUAGUCUUUUGCGUGUGUAAAUCAUGUAAACACGGGGGGGUAUAUGUGCGCCAACAAUGUCAGUCUUCAUGGAGUCCAGUGAUUUGCAGAGCAGGUGACACAUUCCAUUGAAUUUGCCCGUGGCUGCCUGUAAGCCUGACAAAGUAUCGUCUUUUCUUCAUGUGCUGAAUGAUUUGAAGUUGGAUGGACUGAUGGUAAUUUAAUCCCAUGUCAGUUGCUGGAGGGAUUAGUGGAAAUGUAUAUAGCAGAGAGCGGUAAUGUUCUCACAAUAGAUAAGAAAAGUUGACAUGUGAAUGUAUGGGCAUGAGCGAAGGCACACCUAAGUCAUCCGUGAAUAAUAGAGCGCGCACAUUUGUCUGUCGAGAGCAUUCAAGCUGUGGUUUGAACUAGGUUCAUGACAUGUACUCUCACACAUGCAUAGACUCUGAUGGUUUGUGUAUUAUCGUCCAUUCAAUUACUCCAUUCAAUCUGAGAACGAAAAACGAAAAAAACGAGUCAAUAUUCUGUUUAUUUGUUUUUCUGUAUAACCAAAAAAUAAAAAUUUUGUGUUUGUUUUCGUGUCUUUAGCUCAAAACAGAAUAUAUAAUAGAGAAGGAAACGCAAACGAAAUAAUAAAUCUUAUUUACAAUAAUUGAUUUUGAGUGCACCUGUUUUUAGCAUACGUGCACGGAGGCUACAUUGGCCUUCCCAUGAUCCUCAGCGACAGUUACCAUGGUGAAAGAUGCGACAGAGCGGUUCGAGCACCAAAAUCUUCCAUUGUAACAGAGAUCCCUCCUGGCGGCUUUGAAUAAUAUGUAGGAUGCGUCCGUCUCCAUGACAGCAGGUUAGCCUUUCUCUACUGCUCUGGCCUGGAGUUUUUGGUCCACGUUGUUGGCUACUUUGUUGCGCAAUGCGCAUGUGCGAACAGUAGAAAGGCACCGUGGGAAAUGGGGACAUCAAUAACCCGAAAACGAAAAGUAGAUUAUUAUUUUGUUUUCAUUUUCAUCUCAAUUAUAUAUUCUGUUUUGAACUGAAAAUACGAAAACAAACACUAAUCUUUUAUUUUUUGGUUAUAUUGAAAAACAAAUAAACAAAAUAUUGACUCAUUUUUUCGUUUACUAGAUUAAAUGGAAUAAUUGAAUGGACGGAUAAUACAUGGACCUCUGAAGCAUACCAACAGCCACUUUUCUUUUCUUAUAGUUUAAGUCCCGACCGAUCAUUUUUUUUCCUACUUUAAGUGUUCUCAUUGGUCUUUAAAUUGUGAUUAUGAAGUUUUUAGCCCAAAUCACAUUACCUGUGUCAUUUUCAAGGACUUCUUCUGCAGAGCUCCAGUAGCUCAUUAGCAAUUCACCUCUGAGUCGUGGGCGGAGACAGCGCUGCUCUGCACGCUCGUCUUCACGUUAGAUUGCAGCCUAAAAUUGCUGGUGUAGUAGAAGUGGCAGGUAACAGAGGAGCUAUUCAGCUCUCUGACACUAAUGUCUUUUGGGACACAAUGAAAGCUAAUAUCAUAAUUAGCUUUCUUACGAGCUUUGCAAUCUGCUAACGCACAUGCUUGUUCCGCGAUCGUCCUCUCUACUUUUCCGAGUCUGGCCUGCAUAGCGGGGCUGCAGGGGCGGAGCUUGGAUUGGUUACAUAUGACGUCUCACUGUUUCUGAACUUGCCAUUUGGGUCUGCCAGAGAUUCACAACGAUUUGAAUGUAGAAAUACUCGGAAAAGCAAUUUCGCAUUUAGUUUUCUCAUGGUAUGUCCUGUAGCACCAGAAAAGUGCCAUACUAACAUUUAAAAAAACGAGAAAAACAUGAUUUUCUUCAGAGUGGCUUUAGAGAGAGUGCUUGAUUCUGCAGCCAGUUUGAGCACAAUACUGUUUUGAUUCUUAGUUUCAAAGAACUUAGCAAACCUUUGUAAGACCAACUGGUCGACAUUGUACAUUCUCAAGCCGAUGCAGAUUGAACCCCAGUUGCUUUUCAACGGUCUUAACGGCACACUCAUGCAACGCACGCAUGGAUGCUGAUUUAUUGGGUCAAGAUAAUGAGGCGGUUGAAGCUGUGCCUCCUUUUAAAGCCGCUGCCCUGGCUGGAAGAGCGACGGUGCCUCUCCUUAAAAACAGAGGUUAAAGGUUGCGAGGGAGUUGGCAUGACAACAGACGUGGCCUUGCCAUUGUUGCAAUGAUCUGGGUCGGUUGGACAGCUAUGUGUACAAGUGUUUGCAUCCAAGGGGGUCAGGCAAAUAGGAGGCUACUCAGUGUGUGUGUGUGUCUGUGUGUGUUUCCUCUGUCUGCGAUGUGUGCCUGUACUGCUCAUAGAGAUGCAGAGGAGAGAUUUUUGAGAUUCCACGGAGUGACGUCUGAAGGACAUUUGACUGUGACAAGCAAGGAGGCAAACUGUGACGGCAAACACUCUCAUGCACACUCACAAAAGCUCAGUUGUAUCUUGAACUUUUAACCUUCUUUCAAGUAUUGUCACGAUAAAAUAGUCCCCCUCCUGCAGACAUAUCAUGCGUUAGUGUAUGAAACAUUGCUAUCUUGCAGCUUAAUGCCACAUACAUUAAUUCUGUGACCAUAAAAUCUGCAUCUAAGUUGCAGGGACAGAAGUAAGACUCUUCUGAAUGAGCUCCCUUUUCUAUCCUUCAUCCUCACUCUGGUGUUGUUUAUAAACCAGGACCUAAAUCAUCAGGACUUAAGUGCAAAUGACUUCACAGAGCAGCUGGAAGUGCUUUACAUAUUUAUGUAUAUUGUGUGUCUUGUUCUUUAUUGGUGGACUGCUGAAACACUCAGUGUAACCUCCUCAAUCAGCUGUAUUUAGAAAUAUGUCUGAGUUAUUUAAACAAGGACAUACAGUAAGUGCAGCAUCAUCGUGUUUAGAUUAUAAUUUUGAUUUUGUUUCUACAUAAAAUGUCAUUUUACAUUGAUCGGGGCACUUUUUGGAAAACUCAUACUCAGCCUAUACUGGCGCCUUUACUAACUAUAAAGCAGUGCCCCUAAUGGACUGUCUUUUCAGGGUUUUGGAUCAUAGCAACACAGAGAACAACACAUUUCACAGCUCUAGAGUUUUCCUUAGUAUUUGCAAAGACAUGAAGUGUGGAUUUGUGUGUUUUUCCUCUGCGAGGACUUUUCAGAGAAUUUAGGGUUGGCACUUUUGGAGGUGAAGCACCAAACCUGUAAAUUCUUCAGCAGGAUAUGUUUUGAGAGGAAGAGGCCGUGUUAUUCUUGGUCCUUCUUGACAAUGGUAGUCGACACCUCCAACACUUAAGGUCAUCAUCACGCUCUACUACACACCAAAUACGUCUGAUCCGAUCCGCUUUAUUUUUAUAGCACAUUAUUUUGAAAAAUAAAGUGCUGCACAGUAAGACAAAAAGCUAAAAUAGUAAUUAAAAAAUCCUAAUUAAAACAGAAAAUACAUGCAGCAAUGAGAGCCUGAUAUCUUGUUUUUUGAGGAGGUAAAGUGCAAACAGUACAGGCCCAAGACUAGAACCUUGGAGUACACCACAUGGGAAGCAUGAAGAAGACGAUACAGAACCAACCCUAGAGUUUGACCUCAAACCUUCUCUCUAUCUCCACUGUAACACACAAAUCCUUUUUUAUAUUUUACUGGCAUUUUAUUGCAUUUCUCUACCUUUGAUGAAACGUAGAAGCUGUUUUUAGCCUCUUCCUGUGUGUUUGUAUUUCACAGUGUGAUAUAAAUGUGCCAGAGAGUGUGUAUCUGAGGUAGUCAGAGAAAUAUAUUUAAAAUGUGGCAGAAGAAACCCACUUGUUUGCCCACACAGACAAUUCAAACAUCCACAGAAAAUACAGUAAAUACCUGUAACUGAACGGAUAACCUGAAAUAUUUGAUUCGUCUGAUUACGAUCAACAUUUUUGAGCUAACCUAACAACAGGAAGUUACAUAUAGUGUGAUAAUCCCCCAAAUUUAGGCCAUCAGAAUAUCACAAUUGACAUACUGAGAGUCUCUGUUGUGGGCUACAGGUCUAAUGUGGUAUCCCUCUCUCAUGGUGUUUCUCUCCCAGGAAGGGGGGAGUCUGAUGGACUCCAGUGGAGCUCUGCGGCUCCCACUCUAUACUGCCUGGCUGGAGCUCAAUCAGAAGGAGGUAACCUCUGACCUCUAGCCUAGUCCCCACUGGUGCUUUUCCCCCCUGGGGUCUUAUGUAGGACUUGUCCUUCUUCUAGUGUAGUCUAGUCUAACUCUGUUGUCAGGCUGACCACGGAUAUGCAGAGGUGGAAGCUCUCUUAUUUAGACCGCCUUUGGUCUGGUGUGGACCUAAUAAGAGGAGACUUGAGUCGGUUCUUUGGUUUGCUAGUUGUGGUCUAACAGUUGGAGGGAUGUGGUAUUUCCAGUGUGGUCUUUCUUUUGUGUGUCUGUCUUGUUCUGUCUUCUUGGUCAAGUUAGGAUUUUAUGUGCUGCUCUUGGUCUGGUUUCAAAGACGCCCCAAACACAUCAUGACUGUCUCACAACUAAGAGGUUCCUGGUGAAGUUUUCCAACAAAACAACCACAUUUUAAUUAUUUUAGAAGAAUAAUAAAAAUAAUAAUAUGAACAGAAAAAGAAUGACUUGGAGGUGAAUGUGGUAAAAUAAUUGAGAUUAUGUUUGUGUGUGAUUUUACCGAAGAGGAGCAUGUCGAGAAUGAACUGUAGAGGACCAAACACCCAACCCUGGGGGACACCUAAAGUGAAAGGGGGGCUGUUGAGGUGGAGCAGUUGUUGAUAUGGAUGGAUUGUUGUCUGUAUGAAGGAUACAACCUGAACCAGGACAGGACAGGGAUCUUGUGGUGCGGUUGAUGGUGUCUGACGGAGUCUGAGGACGGCUGAGCUAGCUUGUCCAGAUCAUUCGAACAGGUUAUUGGCGGCGAGAUAAGGACAGAGUAGAGCAGAAACAACAGGUUUUUUGAGCUUGAGUGCAGAACUGAUGAUAGUGAUGAACGGGAGGAAACUCUUUUGCAUUUCUUCAAUCAAAACUUUAAAAAGGAGGUCCUCUGUUUCGAAUAUGGGAACAUCUAAGUUCAGUAGCAUGCAGUCACCCUCUGUUGUUUAAGGUAUGGGUGUCACACUGUUGGCAGAGAUGCGCAGGUAUCAUGUAUCUCUUGUAGGCUGGUGAGGAUGCACAGACAACCUUUUGCAUGAAUGGCAUUAAAUUAAAUGACCCAUGCAUUUUCCUCUUCUUCUUCUGCUUACUAUUAGCCGUUUAGAUGCUGUUUUUUCGUUGACUUUCGUAGAGGAUUCAUACCGUCGCCUCUUUUUGAGUCCUUUGCAUUUAUUUCUUCAGCCACAGUCCAUAUGUUACACUGAAAGCUGAAUAGUGAUGAGAGGAUGAAGACAGCAGUAACAUAUAUGCUUGAUCACCGGGCUUUGUCGCUCUGUGUAAGUCUUCAGGGAGCUUUGUGUGUGUGUGUGUGUGUGUGUGUGUGUGUGUGUGUGUGUGUGUGUGUGUGUGUGUGUGUGUGUGUGUCUGCGCGCUCUUGAUAAAUUCACACUUCUAGGUUUACAGCGCCAGAAGGCAGGUGAUGUAAUGCGGACAUGACAGCCUGUUGCUACCGAUGGGAAGGUCGGACACACUAUAGCUUGUUCAUGACUGGGCCAAAAUCAGCUCUACACACACAAACACAUAAACACACACACACUUUGAAGAGAGUACUUACAUUAGGUGUCAGGUCAGCACAUUCUUUAAAAGCCUAAUUGUCGUGCGGGAGUCUGAGAAACAAUCGAAUUUCCUCAAGUGGCCCAAACAAAAUACAGACUGCGCGCCCUCUUUCCUGCGUUCCUACAAAGAAAUGUGUUUGGCCGUCUGCAGCCCCACGUGUCACUUCCUGCCUCACACACACACACACACAUAUUUAGGCUGGCUGUUUUGUCGCUCAACACACACACACACUGAAAAGCGUCAUUUUUAUUUACUCAUUUACUUUUAGCUCCUCUGUAUUUGAAACAGUUGGAAUUAAUGGAAAGUGGGAAACUGUUUUUAGAGGAAAAAGCUGAAACAGGGAGUGGUUGUGUGACAUAUGCCCUGCAUGUUGGAAAAAUCCGCUCUGUUCAGAUCCCACCUGGCCUGAAAUAGAGGACGCUGCAUCCUUCUGUCGCCGCUUUCUGUCCGUCUGCCAAUUUUUUUAUUGUCCGCUUCUUCCACUCUCUUAUUUCUUGUCAUUUCAUCCCCCUAUUUUUGUCUGUUGCUCUUUCUUCUUUGUGUUUCACCCUCUUUUUUCUCUCAGCCCCACCAGUAUCUCAUUACUUUAUUCCUGUUUCAGAAGACAACACAUGUACACUCAUUGCCUUUCUGUGUCUUAUUUUCCUUCUGCUUGACAAAUUCACGUUAAAGAUAUGAAUUUUGUCGGUCAGUAAGUUGUUAAAAAUGUUUAAAAAGUUGUUAAAAAUAUAAUGCGUUAUAGAGAUAGGAGUCAAAUAAAGAGUUAACCCAUUUAUAAAUGGUCUAUUAACCAGUUAUAAGUUAUAGUUAUUGUAAAGUGUUACUCCUUCUGCUUCAGGGUUUAAGGCCACUAUUGUUUAGGAAACACGGCCUUGAACUUUGUGCUCAGGUUAAAUGAAGAAAAAGAAACUUUAACUGGGCCUCCCGUUUCUCUAAGCUGAUUCACAUUUUCUCAGAUCAACAUUUGUCGGCCAGCAGCCUUGAUGAAGGAAUUAGCCUACUUUGUAAUCAUCGGGUGCGAGCUACCGCACAAUAGGCUUUUUGUCACGUUAAGCCAAGAGGGGCCUGUAAACUUCGAGUCAGCUAAAGUCAUAUUAUUUCAGUCAAGAACAGCUGCUUUAGAAAGCUGGGCUUCCUCUCGCUGCAUCGAAAAAGACACAAAGAAAACAAACAUGGUAGAUUUUUAAUCAGUGUAGCUGAUAUCUUUAGAUUUUAAGAGGCGGCUGAGUUUGUUUCUUUAAAUUUGGAUUUAACCCUUUAAUGCCUGAAACCAAAAAUUAUGUCCAAAAAAUUCAAUUUUUUUGGAGCUGAAAUGUUUAUUUUACUUACUACUGAAAACCAAAAAAAUCAAAAUGUUUUUAAAAUUUAUCAAAUAUAUUUAUUUAUCUUGUUUGAUACAUUGGAUGUUUUUGGAAAUUGACAAACUACAAGAGGACAUUUUUAUCAUUCAUCGGACUAUAUUAAGGUGUUAUUUAGUAAUUUGUUGAUCAUAUUGAUUUGAUAGAAGAAUCGUAAAAGUAUGUAUCAAAUAUGAUACAAAAGGUAUUAAAGGGCUACGUGUUUUAAAUAAUAUUCUGUUCAUUUUCCAGCCAAACAUUGGCCGUCUGGGUAUCCCUCAUGGACCCUCUGGAGAAAAGGUUGCCGUGGUCGCCGUGGAUGACUGUGAUAUCUCCAUGGCGGUUCGCUUCGGAAAGCAGAUCGGGAACUACUCCUGUGCCGCCCAGGGCACCCAGACUGGACAGAAGAAGUAAGCUGAAGUCUUUCUUUCUCUUUCCCUUAUCUCUUAUACUUUCUUUUAACAUCAUCACGUAGAAAUGAAAGAAAUAUUUCCAUAAAGUGGGAGCAUCUUCUUUACUCUGAAGCAAAUCUGUAAUCUGGUCUUCCUCCUGAUGUUAACCCUCCACACUUCAAAACUUACAUAAUCUGUUUACUGUGUUUACCGCACAUCAAUUAGUUUAAUUUUUAUAGCACACACAGUUUUUUUUUUCCUUCGGAGUAAAGCGUGCUGAGACACAUUUGUGCAGAGGGUGUGGGCUCGGAAAAGAAAGAGAGAGAGAACUUCAAAGUGGAGUUAAUGAGGUUACAUUCCUCGGAGAAACUUGUUGCACAGGUCACAGAGAGUGAAAAGUGUGUUGAGGAUAUUUUUACUGUUUCCAACCAAUUGUUACAACAUGACCAAAACACAGGUGAUAACUGUCCGUGAUUUAAGGGGAUUAUCGACACAGCUCCGGGGUCCAAUAAAGCCGGUUUAUGGAGUACUACUAAAGCGGCUGUGGUUGCAUAUUGUCUCUAAAGUAAAUUAGCAAACAAGGCUACAAAAGUUAAAUGUGAAAUCUGAAAGGAAAGAAGUUUAAGUGUAGUGUGGCUUUAUUAGCAGGGACGCACCAAUAAGAGACGCUAGUUUCACUCUGACUAUAACCCACAGACACCAAAUGCAGAUACAGUGACAGUACAGUUGGAUGUGGGAGGGGAAAAGCCUUUCAAACUUGUGGUUAACAUUGUAAAUGGGCUGCACUUUGUUUGGUUAAGAAAACUGUGGUCUGAGUGAAUGGUGCACUUAGAUACCUGCAGGACCCAUUGUUCGCCCACAACAGUAAGCUUUGUAAUCUACCUCUAUACAACAUGCAGUAACCGUCUUUGACGCAGCACUUUUGCACUCCAUCAAUCUGUAUUUAUGUUGACGUCAUGGUUGACGAUCUAAGAAGCAGUUGAAAAAAACUGAGCUGUCGAGGCAGAUUUGAGGCACACAAACCUCUCCCCACUGUGCUCCACGAUAUCUUCCCCCUGAGUCGCCCUCCCCAUGACACACCCCCUCUCGCAGAGCAAGAAGCCGGCCAGCAGAAGAUCCUACGCUAGCUUAAAAUAGGAUUCACCAUGUUGGAUGGCUAGUGAGUAGCGGCAGUAAACACCAGCUCAGCUCUUCUCUUCGACUCUGCCCUUUCCUCUGUCGGCUUGUGUUUGUCUAGCGGUGGGGCAAGCAGAAGUGUUUUUUUCGCGUCCUUCUCCAUAACAGCUCCUGUAGCUAAGCUGCUACGCUACUUUUAGCCGCUCAGAGCUCAGAGGAGUUCCGGGAGAGUGGGAGGAGAUGAGUCAGAACUACAGGAGAGGGGUGUGUUGAAUACAGCGAGGUGAUUGGAUGGAGAGGCAGAGCAGGAGAUUGACCAAAAGGAGCUGUCCGGGAUUGAUGGCUCCCAUUGGUCAAUGUUUUUGCAGCCCUGCACCUGCUAGGGUGAACAGAUUUUUUCCAUUCUUAUUUCUCUUCACUUUGUGGAGAUCGCACUAAAGGACCAUAAUCGCCAUAUAAACGAGGUUCAUAAUAAUCACCAACCUCUCCAAUCGUUAACCAUGCCUUAAAGUGUUAUUGCAGGAUGCUUUAAGAAAAGCUGGUCUAGACCGUACUCUAUUUAUCUAAAGACCCAACAUGAAGGAUUAUUUCACAGGCUGGUCAUUUCUGUCUUCUUCUACAGGUCUUUGGACUUGACAGGACCGCUCUUGUUAGGAGGAGUCCCCAACCUACCUGAGGACUUCCCGGUCAGGAACAGAGACUUCAUGGGCUGCAUGAGAAACCUCAGCAUUGACAGCAAACCCAUCGACAUGGCGAGCUACAUCGCCAACAACGGCACCGAAGCAGGUUAGGACAGUAAUAGUUUAAAGGUGAUAAAAAUCAAAGUGCUUAAAUUCAAAUCUGACCUGUUUGAAUCGUCCUCCAUCUUUGUAUUUCUUCUUUCCAGGUUGUCCAGCUAAGAGAAACUUCUGCAUCGAUGUGGUGUGUCAGAACGGUGGAGUUUGCGUCAGUAACUGGGACACCUACACCUGUGACUGUCCCACUGGGUAUGGAGGCAAGAACUGCGAACAAGGUACGAUAAGUCUCUUCCUGAUAAAACGGAUAAAAGCUUUUUUGUUUUUUAAAUUCAGGCUCAUAUGCAGGUGUGUCUCUCUGCGAAUGUUCUGUUUCUACUUGCUCCUGUAGGGUUUUUUUUUUCUUAUAAUGGUAUUUACCUACAGUAAGUGUGUGUAGCUCAUGUGUGUGUGUAUAUCCCGAUCUUGAGUGAAUCAGUGUGUUUGGGAGAUCAAAUAGGAUAAGGAGCACCUCCCUUAAAUCAGUGUGACUCACCUGGUAGUCACAAUGACUCUGCUCACUACUUAGAGACACCAAGCCUGGGCCAAGGUCUGCAGAUUUCUAAAGGAUCAGACAAAAGCUAGCGAGCAGCCAUCAUCACUGAAGUCAUGUCCCUCUAUAGUAAAGAGAGAAGACAGAUUUUACGCUUUAGGGCAAGAUUCCAAACAAUGUGCGAAGGUGUCGAUACCUCUUCUCGCACCCUUGCCUUUGAGAUAGCCAAGCAGCUAGUGCCAGGUCCCGGUAUCCAGUAUCUUAACUGGGCCUCGGUCAAAGCAAACCGAGGACGAGUUUUGGCUUCGAUGUUUGUAGUUGACAUAUUUGGUUUGAGGCUUUUUACACGCGAGAAAAGAGAGAUUUGAUAUGGUAGAUGUAGAUCACCUCGACUGACAUGAAAGGAGAAAACAUCUAUCGGUCUAGUACCAGCUGUUUGGUUCUUAAACGCUGGUAUUUCAAUGAUUCUGAUUAUUUUUAAUCUUUUUUAAUCGUUCUGUUUUUGUUUCUGUCUUGCGCAGUGAUGCCGUCUCCUCAGUUCUUCGACGGCCAGGCUCUGGUCUCCUGGAGUGAGACGGACAUAACCGUUGCGGUUCCCUGGUACAUGGGCCUCAUGUUCCGCACCAGGCAGCCGGCUGGUACUCUGCUGCAGGUUAAUGCUGGACCGUCAUCGACCAUCACUCUCAUGGUACGUCACAGCGUAAAUCACACUUUUAACAGCCCACGAGCUCCACAAAAGUUCGUCACUUUAGCGGCUGCCAUGUCGUUGGUUUUCAUCGUCUAGGUGAGCGAGCAGCAGGUUCGUAUGGAGGUGUUGCUGAGGCAGCAGCUGGUGACGUCGCUGAGCUUUUCUCAAGUUCGGGUCAGUGACGGGGAGUGGCACCACCUGCUGGUGGAACUGAGAAGCGUUAAAGAUGGGAAGGACAUCAAAUACAUGGCUGUGGUGUCCCUGGACUACGGGAUGUACCAGGUAUGAACCACCUCACACAGAGACAAGCUUAAACAUGGGUCCAGUCUUCACAUAAAUGCUCUAAUUUUUAAUCUCUGUUCCUUUAAGCAGAAGUCCGCUGAGAUUGGUAAUGACCUCCCAGGAUUAAAGCUGCAGACUCUCCACAUCGGAGGUUUGCCUGGAGAUGGAAACCAUGUCAGUAAAGGAUUCGUUGGCUGCAUACAGGUCAGUGCAAUCUUUGCAUUUCAACAUAACAUUCAUUCAUUCAUUAAGGUCUCUGCAUUGGCUACCCAUCUCUUUUAGAAUAGAUUUUAAGGUUGCUUUAUUGGUUUUUAAAGCUCUUGUUGGCUUUGGACCUUCUUAUUUAUCUGACCUUCUUUUACCCGAUGAGCCAGGUAGAGCCCUCAGGUCUUUAGGAAGUUCUCUGUUAACACUAAAUAAAGUUAAAACCAAGACAUACGGUGAGGCAUCUUUUUUGUUACUACGGCCCCCAUCUAUGGAACAGCUUACCUGAAGACCUGAGGACUAAAGCUAAUCUUAAUGAUUUUAGAAGCAAACUCAAAUUGUACCUUUUCAGUCGUGCUUUUAACUAAUUUUUAUAUCAUUAACUUUGUUCAAGUGUUUUAGAAUUUAUCUCUUUCUAGUUUUAAUGACAGGAUCGUCUUUUAUUGAGCUAUUUUGGUUUUCUUAUUUUAGUAUCUUUUACUGUUAUUUUUAUUUCAUUUUAUUUAUUAUUUCUUAAAUUUUAUUCUUUGUUACUUCGUUCUUAGAUUUUAACCUAAACCUCCAGAGUUUCCCCAUCUUGAGUUUUAAAAUGGUGUUUCCUCAGUGUGCAGAUUCUGUUUCUAUGAAAUCAAGCUCUUUAUGAGCAUUUAAGCAUUUUAAUACUGUUUCUGUUGCAUUUAGAUCAUGGUUAUUGUGUUUGCUCUCUGUUAGGGUGUGCGCAUGGGAGAGACCUCCACCAACUUGGCCAACGUGAACAUGGCUCAGGGCCUGAAGAUCCGUGUUGAAGACGGCUGCAACCUCGCUGACCCCUGUGACUCCAACAUUUGCCCCGAGAACAGCCACUGCAGUGACGAGUGGAGCACGCACACCUGUGUCUGUGAUCCAGGUACUGUCCACUUUCAUGAAAAAAAACAUCAGAGCAGCGACACAUGACAUGCGUGUCUUUGAUGAGGUGAAGUGUCUCUCCUCUCACUCGUCUCCGUGUUUGUUCGGCAGGGUUUUUUGGGAAGGAGUGCGUGGAUGCUUGCCAGCUCAACCCAUGUGAGCAUGUUUCUACUUGCGUCCGCAAACCCAGUUCUUCUCAUGGUUACACCUGUGAAUGUGGACAGAACUACUAUGGACAGUACUGUGAGAACAAGUAGGUUGACGGUCUCCUCUAAUACUGUAAGCACGGUAAUAAUUCUUGUUUCUACAUUGUCUCAAAGCUCAAAAGUACUGUCUCGACUGAGAGGCGGUUAUUUUCCUCCGAUCUUUGACUCCUGUCACACGCAUCAUUUCCUGCCUUGAACAGGAUGUGAGAUUCCCUCGCCACGCCUGACUUCUUCACCAUAGAUGUUUUGUCACUGCUACCCUUAUAUUGUGACUUCUCCCCUAUCAGAUCGUCCCGCUCGGUCGGAGAUUGCAUUUCUCUUUGAGUGGAAGUUUAUUCUUGACUAAAGGCGGUGGACUCUGUUAUUUUGAGAUAUUCCUGAGUGAUUAGAUUUCAGUCGAUUUGAUGCACAUGAAAAAAAAAAUCGUUAUAGGAGCUUUAAUAUAAACACUUUUAUCUCCAUAUGUUUAAGUUGUGUUUAACUCUCUUUAUUGGUUGUAAUAUUUACAAAAGCUGUUGUAAUGAAUGUGUCAUUGUCUGUUAUGUCAGAGUGGAGAGGCCGUGUCCUCAGGGUUGGUGGGGCAAUCCCGUGUGUGGACCCUGCGUCUGUGAUACCAGCAGGGGAUUCCAUAAAGACUGCAACAAGACCACUGGAGAGUGUAACUGCAAGGUAACAAAGACGCUUAACUAGAAAAAAUCUCAUGCUUUCCACGACUUUAUCAGGGCUGUUUCUGAGUUAGACAGUUAGACAUUUGACAUAGUGUUACUUUUAUGACUUUAAAUGAGCAUUUAGAGGACAUAUAAAAACAUGACUUUUCAUAUUUCCCUCUGCCUGGUCUGAGUUGAGCAGCUGUUUAAAGCUCCCGUUAGUAACUUUCAGUUUGUGUCAAUUUUGGCGCCCCCCUGUGGACAAAGCAGUCUUUGCUUUUCUUGCCAUCUGCAUAUUAAAAUAGUUUCUUCAGAUUAAAAUCUCUAACUGCUGUCUUUUUGCCGUCCCAUAUGUAAUCUAUUGUGAAUAUUGGAGUAGGAAAAGCGAAAUCAGGGCAGACACCUACCCCCCGAGCUCAUGUGUGCUCCUCAUCUUGCAGGAAAACCACUACAGACCAGAAGGUGAAGACACAUGCUACCCCUGUGAGUGUUUCUCUGUCGGCUCUGAGUCUCGAACGUGCGACCCCGUCACUGGGCAGUGCCCCUGUAAAGGAGGAGUCAUCGGGCGCCAGUGUAAUCGUUGUGAUAACCCCUUCGCCGAGGUCACUCCUUCUGGGUGUGAAGGUAUGUGAAAACAUCACAGUCCAGUAUUCUUGCAGGAUGAAUUUAGGUCUGAUCUUUGUUUUUUUCUUCUCCUCUUAAGAAAAACCCUGAAAAACCUAACGUAUGUUCUUAUUACUUUUAUUUUCUAUCUAUUUUCAUUCAUUUAUUUAUUUAUUUUGGCGUCUGUGCAGCUGCAGUCAGCCUGGGAACAAAGAUUGUACUGACAGUGAGGAAAAACUUCGAAAAAAAAGUCGGAUAAAAACAUUACAGCUUACAGAGUGAGCCUCGAUGUCAAAGCGGACAAAUAGUGUCACUCACAUCUUCUUGUGCUGUAGUUGCCUUGACUUCGUGUCAUUGUUGCCGGCCAGUCAAGCAGCAGAGGACGGGCCGGCUGGUGGGCCAACUUGGCAGUGGGAAUGCACACCAACAAUAAAGUAGAAAGGAGUGGAAGACAAAGACACGAAAUCCUCUGGCAGAAAAGGAGCUUUUUAUGCUUUCUGUCUAACAUGAUAUGAAGUGAAUUCAAGCCCCAGAAUGUGUUUAGACUUUUAAUCGUCCUUAAUCCUCAUGUGGUAUUUUUGAUCAUGUCACUUUUACUGUGGGAAAAAUACCAUGAAUGCUGAUUUUCACAAAUAUUUUUCACUGAGCGGAGAAAGCUUUUUUUUAUUUAGUCAUUGGGAAAGUGAAAAUGAAACUUACAUACCUCUGACCUGCUUAACACAGCUGGGGAAUUCAACAUACCUAUCUUGUGUUAUUGCAAAAGUUAUCCUCAGGGAAAAGUUAAAAAUGGGGAUAAAAAGAUUUAAAAAGGGGAAAAAACUUUCAACUUUUCUUCGUCUUUCUACUCAGUGGUGUACGAGGGAUGUCCCAAGGCUUUUCACUCAGGCAUCUGGUGGCCCAAGACGAAAUUUGGACGCCCUGCAGCCAUGAACUGUCCCAAAGGAUCGAUCGGUGAGUACUAGGGUUGGGAAUCGAGAAUCGAAAAUCGAUGGGAAUCGGGACUAAAACUUUGAUUCUUCCGGUAUCGUUCAAAUAUUAAAAUUUCGAUUCCAAGUUUCGAUGCCAGAGUCCGCCGACCGGAAGAAAUAGCCGCCGAAAAUCAACGAAGAAGAAGCCGCUUAACACCAAUGAGGACGGAGCGUAUGAGACGAAGACACACAGAGAGAGGAGAGAGACAGAGAGAGAAAGUACAUUGCAACCCACAGCAAUGCAGCCGCUGUGGGUUACAAUGUAAUCUCUCGCUGUCUCUCUCCUCUCUCUGUGUGGCUUCGUCUCAUACGCUCCGUCCUCGUUGGUGUUCGGCAGCUUCUUCUUCGUUGGUCAAAAGUUUGGCUAACUUUAGCAGGAAGAAUGAGCUCUUAUCUUAAUGCAACAUUAGCAAUACAGUUAUAUCAUGCAAAGGAGGGUAAACGACAAACAUGAUUAAACACCUCAGGAUUCAUGGAGGAGAAAUACCCGAGUGCUCGUCUUUGACGCGCUUCGCCGGUGUUGUGUCGUAGAAUGCACCCCUGACGGGAGCGCGGUUGAAAGUACACAACAAGGCGAAACAAUCCAAGUUUUUCUUACUGUUGGACGGAAUCUAAAGCGUGUGCCUUUAAUGAUUUCAUUCAGGCUAUUCAGAUAUGCUGAAAACAAUAGCCCUCUGAUUCGGAAUAUUUACUGUCCUGAAAAUAUUAUGUUCUCUACAUUAACAGCUUACUCUACAGUUUACAUACCCAAGAACACCUUUAUGUGUGCAUUUUUGAGACACAUACAAACAAAACGAAAGUUUACUGCUCCAUUUGACACGUUUUCAUGAUCUAAUACCCGUGUUUUAUUAAAUAUGAAAUCAUAUUUCUUCCACUAAGAAGCUAAUCAGUGGAGGGUAGGCAUUCUACGGCAGGGGUGCAUUCUACAGCACAACACCUGUCUUCCGCUAACCAGUCAGGAUCAGAUAAGUGAAACAAUAAAUUACUUCUGUCCUCUGCUAAUUUUGAAACGGUAAAGAAAUUGAACUGUGUACGGUGAGUAAACUUAAAUAUCCACCUAACGUUAGCCCUUGUACUUUUUCAUAGACAAACGACCUGAAAACAAAAAUUGAUAUUUAUAUACUGGUUGAAAAUAGCUCUGUGAGAAAUUCAUAGUAAAGUUCUUAAAAAGUUAAUAGGAUUUAAAAAUUCAUGGAGAAGUUCAGAAAUUUCAUCCAAAAAGAAGAGCCCCGGUUAGCACCCUCAUUCAAACCAUGCUUUUUUUUUCUUUUUUCUUUUUUCUUUUUGAUAUCCUGCCUUUUAAAAGAAUCGAAUUAGAGAAUCGAUAGGAAUCGGAAUCGAAAUGAGGAAUCGAAAUUGGAAUCGGAAUCGUUCAAAAUCAAAUGAUACCCAACCCUAGUGAGUACUCCAGACUCCUUUAGAUAAAAGUAAUCAAAACUGUGAUCAGUAAAUUUGUUUCCCAGCUUUCUAACUUUCUUAUGCUGCAUUCAAGUUACCUCAGAAGUCAGAUGUCAAAGCUGAAAAUGACGUCACACCAGAGUUACCAGCGUUUCAGUUACCAAGUCAGAAAAAAGCAAAAUCAGAGGCGGAAAUAAAAUGGCCACGAACGUUAUUUUAGCGCUUGUCUUGUUCGAAUACAAGGCAAAAGCUAAAAUAACUUCCGUAGAUGUAGCCAUCUUAUUUCCACCUCUGAUUUUGCUUUUUUCCGACUUUGUAACUGAAACGCUGGGAACUCGGGUGUGACGUCAUUUUCACCUCGGACUUCUGACUUCCGAAGUAACUCGAACACAGCAUUAUACUCUAGCUUUCUUACCAGGCUGCGCUGAACUCUUGAUUCUCAUUGGUCCAAACCCCUAAAUAACAGUUAUUAAAUCUGCAAAGCAAGAUAAACACCAGAGACGACCAGAUCACAAAUGUCAUAUCAAAAUAAUCUGUGAGAAAAUAGUUCUGGCAAAUUCACUGAGUGUCUGCUAGCUUGCUAACUCGCUGAAUGAAGACAAGAGUCAAAAUUUGUUCUACAGAAGUAUUGUUGUGAGGAAGAUGAGAAAUACUUAACUUAAAAGGAGUAUUUGGGUUAAACUUGGCACACAUGUAUGCACUGAUAUUCUUUUUAUUUAUAUUUCAACAGGCACUGCCAUUCGCCACUGUAGCGACGAAAAGGGUUGGUUGUCUCCUGAGCUCUUCAACUGCACCACAGUCACCUUCGCCCAUCUGAAGAAGCUGGUCAGUAAUUUUUGAAAAGUAUUCACUAUGGUCCGCGAGAAUUAACUUUGAAAUGUGGAAGUUUUAUUAACAAACCCCUUUAGAGCCUGAGUGUAACCUAGACCUGACCUCUAUUGCUCACACCUUCCUCCCUUUUACCAGAAUGAAGACCUGCGACAAAACGCUUCAAGAAUGGACAGCGAACGCUCCAAGCACAUCGUACAUUUGCUUCAGAGCGCCACCAAUAACACAGAGCAUUACUACGGCAACGAUGUGAAGACAGCCGCCCAGCUUCUGAACCAUGUCCUGCAGCAUGAGAGCCAGCAGACGGGGUUCAAACUCACCGCCAUGAAGGACGCAGAGUUCAAUGAGGUAGAAAAGAGACACGGACCUUGUCGGUCUUAGAUGGAUUUAAACUUUGAAAUAAAAACUUGACUUUUGCAGAAGAUGUUGUGUUGAAUGCACACUGCCCUCUGCAGGUCACCUCUCACUUCAGUUCUGAUAUGCACACACAUAUUUGGAAAUAAACCAUAAAACACUUCAGUCAAUCUUGAAUCUGCUUUUUCCAGAAUUUGGUACGAGCCGGCAGUGCCUUACUGGAUCCUGAGAACAAGGAGCACUGGGAGUACAUGCAGAAGACCGGAGCAGGUACGGCCCACCUGCUUCGCAACUUUGAGGACUACGCCAACACGUUAGCUCAGAACGUGAGGAAGACCUACCUGAAACCCUUCACCAUCGUCACGGAGAACAUGAGUGAGUAGAGAAGCUGUGUUUUUACCAUGUUUGUUACCAGGACACAAAGUCUCACCUGACUAAUCCUUCUCACCCUUUUUCUGUGGUGUUGUCUAGUCCUUACCGUGGAUUACUUAGAUCUGUCGGACCCGGAAAGAGCGACGUUGCCUCAUUUCAACAACAUUCAGGAGGCCUACCCCAAAGAGCUCGGGUCUACGGUCCACUUCCCACAGUUCAGUCAGGAUCACAGAGGUAGGAACACUGACACAACCAGAGCUUAUUUGUAGUAUUUCUGUCAUGCUGUGAAGCUAAAUGGAAACUCCGAUCUUAAACUGUGCGUCUACGCCCUCCUCGGCAGGGUCCACUCCGGCCGCUUCAGCUCAGACUGAUCCACCGCAGGAUGAGGAUCCACCGCAGGAUGAGGAGAACCAAGUGUUCGACAGGAUUCCUCGACAUCUUGAUCUAGCUGAACCUUUACCAGUCGCAGUUGUGAUAGUUUACAAAUCACUGGGGAAACUCCUUCCAGAGAGAUACGACCCUGAUCGUAGAAGUCUAAGGUAGGCAACUUGCUGUAGUUUUGAAGGUUUACGUGUGAUUUAACCAUUAUUAACCUCUUCUUGUGAAUUAAAAUGGACGAGUCUCCACUUCUGGUGCCGACAUAUUGCAACAUUUAGGAAGGGACCAGCUUGGGAUUGGUGAUUUAAUGCGACAUAAGUUGGUUGACCCUUUUAACAUCCUUGCAGACUUCCCAAUCGUCCAGUUAUCAACACAGCUGUUGUGAGCGCCACGGUACACAGAGAAGGUACUCCUCUCCCUCUCGUCCUGGAACCCCCAAUAAUCCUGGAGUACACCUUACUCGAGACAGAGGAGCGAACCAAACCUGUCUGUGUUUUCUGGAACCACUCGGUCGGGUGAGUUUGACUAAACACGCACAGAUCUUAGCAAAGACAGAGCAACGUUAUCAACUCACGUGUCUGUUUGUCUUUUGGUGCUAGGAACGGGGGAGCAGGCGGUUGGUCCUCUAAAGGUUGUGAGGUGCUCAACAGGAACAACAGCCACAUCAGCUGUCAGUGUAACCACAUGACCAGCUUUGCCGUGCUUAUGGACAUCUCCAAACGAGAGGUAUUACUGAAAAGAUCGUUGAUUUGAGCUUUCGGUUCUGUUUUUUUUUUCACCUGCCUCAUGAAAACUUCACAGAUCUCUCUCUUUAUACAGAAUGGAGACGUCCUCCCACUGAAAAUCGUCACCUACGCCACACUGUCGGUCUCUCUGUUCCUCCUCCUCCUCACCUUUAUCUUGUUGUGCGUCCUGCGACGGCUGCGUUCGAACCUCCACGCAAUUCACAGAAACCUGGUGGCAGCGCUCUUCUUCUCUGAACUGGUUUUCCUGCUCGGCAUCAAUCAGACCGACAAUCCAGUGAGUGUGUUUGUAUUCAGCGGGGAAAAGAUGUCAAAAGUUUGAAAUAUGGAGUCUGCUUACUUUGACCUGAUGACAUAGGGAGUGUCUGACUUCAGCCAAAGACCUGCAGAGAGCUACUCUUAACAUAGUCCUGGGUCUAAUCCGGCUGGUUAUUGACUAACUUCAAGUUUGCAGUGGUUCUUGGUUAAGCAUUGAAAGUUUGCACAUCCUGCGUUAAGUUAUUGUAUAACUUUUUUUCCUGUUCCUGUUCAUGCAGAUAUGUGUUGCUUUUUUGUAAACCUUUGUCCUGGGAGACAGAGAGAACCAGGUCCCAGAGUUUGUCUGAAAAUAUGCAAGACAAACUAUUUAUUAAAGGGAUAUUCUGCUAUAAACUUAAGUUAGGGUCAAACACACUGUAACACUGAGUUAGACACCCCCUCGAGAGAUGAAUGUUGCCGACCACUUGCUUCUCUAGUUAUUCCAACUUUAGUAACGACCGCACGAUAGCAAUACACAGCAGUCUGAGGAGCCAUAAACAAACCUCAACCAAAACGCCACUCUAUAGCCACAAAUAAUGCUCAGAACAGCACCUAACUUCAUCAACAGUACAUAUAGGGUCCCAGCCAUAGCACUAGCCACCAAACAUCUUUUUAGCUUUGCCUAAUUUCUUUAGCAAAUAGACUAAACACAACUCACCUACUCUCUUCCAGCAGCCGCUUGUUUGUAGCGAGACCUCAACGGGGGGACGCAGCUCAAGGAAGAACAUUUAUGAUCAUUUCUUUAUCAUUUCCUUGAACUAAUAAUCACCAUAUUAAUCAUUUUGCACAGCAGACACAGUAGUUCUUCUGCCUUAGCAUUUCGGUCUGAUUACAUUUCCAUGAAGAAAUGUAGUCCAUAAUGGACUGGCCUCAGGUCUCGCUACAAACAAGCGGUUGCUGGAAGAGAGUAGGUGAGUUGUGUUUAGUCUCUUUGCUAAAGAAAUCAGGCAAAAUUAAAAAGAUGUUUGGUGGCUAGUACUAUGGCUGGGACCCUUUAUGUACUGUUGAUGAAGUUAGGUGCUGUUCUGAGCAUUAUUUGUGGUUACAGAGUGGCGUUUUGGUUGAGGUUUGUAGAUGGUUCUCAUAGACCACUGUGUAUUGCUAUCGUGCGGUGAAUUCCAUUUUUGUAGGUAGCUUUGACGCUAAUGUGACGCCAAACAGUAAAACUCUAUUUUUAAAGCAAUUUUAAACCUUCAAAAGAACAAAUAUGAAAAUUAUACGGGAAAAAUUCCUUGUUUUGACACCAGAGUACAGAGACGGUAAGUUACAAGCCCCUGUAAUUGUGCUCUUAUUGCUCCAAACAAACUGCACCCUGCAGGAUUUAGACAGGUACACAAGUGAAGGUUUUAAAUCCUUGAUGUCAUGACAUAAUCAGAUCAUAUUUCAAACUUCAUCUUUUGUUCGUCGAGUGUAAGCGGUGUCUUUUGUCGCUGACAGUUUCAGCUCGGCGAGUUUUUUUUUUUUUUUUCCCAGUGUCAGCUCUGACAAGUCUGGCAAAACCAGGUGUGAAAUCACAUGACACAUCAUGAGAUCAUCUGUCAGGCACUCUUACAACCAGAUGUACAUGUAGACUCCAUUACUGUGGGAAGUGAUCAGACUUACUUGUUCAUGUUGCAAAGUUGAAUCUCAAUCUUUAUUUUGUUUGGUAUAAAGCCUUGGCAAUGCCUCUUGUACACCAAUUUUCAUUUGGAGGCGCUGACAGAACAAUUAGGCCAAGAAAAAAAAAAGGGUACUUAAAAAAAUCUAAAAUAAUGACUACUUUAACUGGAAUACUGGCCAAAGAUAUUAAAACUGCACCAAAAGCUGUCAAAUCAGUCGAUAUUUCAGAUCUCCUCGUGUACCUUGUUGUACUUUUCUUGUGUCUUUUCAUUUUCCGUGCACUGAAGUUAAGUCUGUAGGUACAGUAAGUUAAAAAAAGGAGCAGCGGGUAAUUAAAGUUUCAUUUCUGUCAGCCUCUUUGUGUGUGAGUGUGCACAUGCAUUUGCAUGUGUACGUAAGCAGCUUUAGCCUUCCUGAGAACUGUGGUAUGCUGGUGGUGUGUGCCCAAAGCAAUCUGCCGGAUGAUUUAUAGCCUUGUCAAAGAGGUGUCUCUUGCUCUCUGAUCUCAACAGCAAUUCACACCACGACUUUAAUACAGUGGAGGUGUCAGGGAUAUUCCCUGACAUGCAACAUUCUUCCUGUGCAGCCGCAGACAGUGGGUCACAUGAUCAUCAGUGGCUAAAACGAUUUCAUCAUUUUUGUUCAAGUCUUGAAAUUUUUUAAGAGUUGGUUUAAAAUGUUCCUUUCUGAUAAAGCUGAUAGUUGGAGCUGGUUCAGGUCUAAGUUUGGCUGCUAUAGGUUUAGACUGCCAGGCUUACUGGGACUUGAGGAUCUUUCCCUCCUUCUCCAUCCUCUUUCUGCACCAAUCUGUCCAUCUCUCUCUUUCUUUCUGCAUCUCCCUCUAUCUCCUCUCUAAACCCAAUGCAGUCUCAGCAGAUGACUGUCUAACACGAGUCUGGUCCUGCUCAAGGUUUCUGUCUGUGUCAUUAACUUUGAAUCACCGUGUCCCAAUAGAGUCACGAGCCAAUCUCACCUCUGUCUGUCUCUCUCUUUAUCCUCUUCAAACCCAGUGCAGUCUCAGCAGAUGACUGUCUAACAUCAGUCUGGUUCUGCUCGAGGUUUCUGCCUGUUAACAGUAGCUCUUCCUCUCCACUGUAACUUGCUAAAUGCUGUCAAGUGCCGCACUCAUGUGGUUGUAGUGUGGGUCUGAUCUGACGAAAUAAGGCUCAAUCUGAUCCCUACUGUACAUUGAGUCUUUGUAAAUAGAGUCUGGUCUAGAUUAUAAGCAUCUUGUAAUAACAGUUGUAGUGAAUCGAUGCUAACCAGUACCUCUCUGUUCUUCUCUCUAGUUUGUGUGUACAGUGAUAGCCAUUCUCCUCCAGUACUUUUACCUGUGCACCUUCGCCUGGAUGUUUGUGGAGGGGUUACACAUCUACCGCAUGCUAACUGAGCUACGAAACAUCAACCACGGUCACAUGAGGUUCUACUACGCAAUGGGCUGGGGCAUACCGGCUAUUAUCACAGGUGAGACAAAACAGAGCAGAGUGAUGCUGAAGGAGACGAAGAAGCAGGCUGUGCCAUCGCAGUAAAUGAUGCAUUUAAAACCCUAUGUCUGUGUGUGUAGGUUUGGCUGUAGGUCUUGACCCUCAGGGUUACGGGAACCCAGAUUUCUGCUGGCUCUCUGUUCAUGACACCCUCAUCUGGAGUUUUGCAGGACCCAUCUUUGUAGUUGUGUUGGUAAGUAGAUAAAACAAAAUAUAUUAUAAUUAUACGUUAUAAAAGUCUUCAUAAAUGCGCUUAUGGUGCAUUUACCUUAUGGUGCUUAUGCUUAUGGUGUAUUUUAAAGUCUGUUAAAAUGAAGGAGUCUAUCCAUAUUAACUGUACUGUUAAAUACACGAGUAAAAUGAGAUUCCCUCUUUUUGUCUCUCCAAAAAGGUGAACAUUGUGAUCUUUCUCCUCGCUGCAAAAGCUUCAUGUGGACGGAGGCAGAAGGCCAUGGAGAAGUCUGGAGCAAUGUGAGUUUAUUGAUACUCUCUAUCUAUUGUCGAGUCUAUCGAUACUAUCGAUUCUAUCUAUCUCUAUUGUCUGGUCCUACCCAAGGUUUCUGCCUGUUAAAAGGAAGUUUUUCCUUACUACUGUCACUCAUGUUAGAUGAGAUGGGUCAAAUCUGUCCCAUCUUAGGUUGGGUCUUGAUAAUUCAUCAAACAUGGAGCGUGGUCUAGACCUGCUCUUUUUCUUUGGAAAGCGUCUUGGGAUGAUGACUGUUGUGAAUUGGCGCUAUAUAAAUAAAAUUUGAUUUGAUGAUAUCUGCUGUGUAACUGCGUGGACAUCAAAUAAAACCAGACUGUGGACUUUCUCACCUCAGCCCUGCUCUUCGGAUGGCCUUCAUCCUCCUGGUGCUCAUCUGUGCGACCUGGCUUCUUGGCCUCAUGGCUGUCAACAGUGAUGUGAUGAUCUUUCACUACCUGUUUGCUGUCUUCAGCUGUCUGCAGGUAACUCAGCCCCAGCGGUGUGAUUCUGUAAACUGAAAACAGUCCUGGGAGCAGGGGUAUUAAUCUGUUUUUUACAGUUUUAUGAAGAUCCCUUCGAUGUUAAUAACUGAGGUCUUUUGCCUGCUUUUAGGGAGUCUUCAUCUUCUUCUUCCAUGUGAUCUUUAACAAAGACGUACGGAAGAAUCUUAAGAACUUAUUCACAGGAAAGAAAAAUAUCCCGGACGAAUCCAGCACCACAAGAGCCUCUUUGCUCACAGUGAGUGGACACACAUACGAUUACAGUAUACGGCCCGGUGUUCUCCCGUUUAUGUUUUCUAUCAUGUCGGAUAAUUUCAUAUUUCCCUUCACAGCGUUCCCUUAACUGCAACAACACAUACACAGAAGACGGCGCUCUGUACCGCUCAGGCAUCGGCGAGUCCACCGUCUCCCUCGACAGCACACUCAGGUCAGGCAAGAGCCGUGGCAGCUACAUGGGGUACACAUUCAGGUACAGCUCGCUCACUGACUGCAUGGCUGCUUUGACUAAACUGCUGCAUGACGAGUGUAAAUGUGAGAACAUGUGGAUGUUUCUUCUUUGGUCUUCUUCUGCUCCCUCCUGCAUGUCUGAAGAUGCAUCGAAUGUCUCACAUAUACUCACACAUCCUAAAACCCCUCACACAAGCAGACAGAGAUUAUUGAAGAGGAAAUCAGUUCAGUUGCUUCAUAUUUUCUACUUUUCCUCUCUUCUUGAAUGCUGUGUAAGAAUUGAACUAAUAUCAGUGCGCAUUGCCUGGCACAUGGCUUUAAUGCAAAACAAAGCACAGGUUGGGGUCAGGUUUUAUAUUUUUUCUGUGCAUUUCGAAGUUAAAAAGUUGUUUUUUCUUUGUCCAAAUGAAGUUUAAGUUCAUAUGUUACAAGUCUUAAAAUUCUGGGGUAAACCAAAAUGUUAUCAAUCAAUUUUUAUCCAUAUAGCGCCAAAUUACAACAAGUGUUACCUCAAAAUGCUGAACUAAAACAGACCAAAUGUAAAGUAGUAGACCCACCUUCAUCCCAUCUUCAACCACAUGAGUGUAGCACUUAGCAAGUUACAGUGGAGAGGAAGAACUUCCUUUAACAGGCAGAAACCUCGAGCGGAACCAGACUGAUGUUAGACAGUCAUCUGCUGACUCUGCAUUAAGUGUAGAGAAGGAGAUGAAGAAAGAGAGAGGUGGAUAGAAGAGCGAUUGAUGCAUGUGGUUGGAAAACAGGCAGGUCCAAAAUGUCUGCAGCAGCAACCCAGAGGAGCCUACAACAUGAUGGAGCUCAGAGACUCCCAGAAAAGACUGAGUAUUAGUGACUCUAAUGAGACAUGAGGAUUCAGAGUUAAUGACAGAAACAGGAUGGAAAAGGAGGGGAAGGUGCUCAAUGUGCCAAGCCUUUAGCAGUCUAACUCUACCCUAAAUUUAAAGGGAAGCCAGAGUAGAGAUACUGAUACGGGGGAGAUGUGCUUUCUUCUCCUGGUUCUGGUCAGUCCUCGGAUUCAGCAUUUUGGACCAGCUGAAGAGUCUUUAAAGACUUGUUAGGGAGUCACAGUAAUCCAAUCUAGAGGUGACAAAUGCAUGGACACGUUUUUCUGCAUCGUUCUGAGACAGGUUGUCUUUGCAACAGUUUUGCACUACAGCUAAUUUUUGCAUGGUCAGAGUGACUUUGAGCGUCUGUUAACUUGGAAAAAUGCCUCUUUCUGUUUUUGCUCUGAUCUAUCAAGGGAGGAAUCUGGUCAGAAGCCCAGCAUCUCUUCAGGAACAGCUAAAGGACACACAGACCUGGAUGGCCCCCUGUUCCAUAGAAAAGGCACCAAAGGAGACGGUAGUUGUUAUUUGAUUUUACAUUUUUAUAUAUGCAUGUUGGACUACAUAACUCUGAGAUCCUCUUUGCUGACCUCCUUUAUCUGCCUGACAGACUCUGACUCUGACAGCGAGUUGUCGUUAGACGAACACAGCUCCUCCUAUAACUCCUCCCACUCCUCUGACAGCGAAGACGACGACAUCGAUGUCAAGCCCAAGUGGAACAACGAACGGCAGCCAGUUCACAGCACACCUAAAGGUACAGGUAGUUCUGCUGAGACACUGACAUGGUCUCCUCUGAAAAUAUGGAGCUUAAGUGAUUUAAUGUCGCUGCUUCCUCUACCUCUCUUCCUCAACCAGUGGAGUCAGUGUCCAAUCACGUAAAGCCUUACUGGCCAACAGAAGCCACCACAGCCAGCGACAGUGAAGAUCCUAACGGGGCAGAGAGGUUGAGGGUGGAGACCAAGGUAAACGUGGAGCUACAUCAGGAGAACAAGCUCAAUCACACGGGGGAAAGAGACAGUGAGACUCCCCAGGAGAGGGACAAACAAGCUCCCGGUAACGCCCGAGAUCUUGGAACCACCAGCCCGCCCAACAGCAUCAGCAACCACCAACCAGAGCAGAGAAAAGGUACGUUUACAGAGUUACGUUCAGUACGAAGGAAAUGUUGAGCAGUUUAUGAUCAAUUUUAUUUUUCGUCCAUCUCAGGUAUCUUGAAGAACAAGAUCAGCUAUCCUCCUCCGCUGACAGACAAGAACAUGAAAAAUCGUCUGAGGGAGAAGCUGAGCGACUACAACACCCCCACCAUCACCUCCCCUCUUCCCAUCAACAACAACACCCCCUCUUCACCCCCCUCCUCCAUCAACAUCAUGUCCCCUCCAUCCCAGCUUCCCUCUCUGGCCUCAAAAGAUGGAGGUCACCCAGGCAACCAUGACAACAGCUCUCACGUGAAGACACCCAGCGCCCAAAGGCCUCAUAUACCUGCAGCGCCGGCGAGCAUCUGCAGAGAGACCAAUGGGGGAGUUGCAAUGCACUUGAAGUCGGGGACGGUAAACGGAGGCAAUGAGUCUGACUCAGAGUAAGUAAUCAAUUACUUGAUCAUUAAUGAAUGUCAAAAUCAAACACUAUCAAACGUAAGAGAUAGUGUAACAGCCAGUUUAGUUAAAGGGAUAUUCCGGCAUAAAAUUAAUUUUGGGUCAAACACACCGUAACACCGAGUUAGACACCCCUCGAGAGAUGAAUGUUGCCGACAACUUGCUUCUCUAGUUAUACCAAUUUUGGUAAUGACCGCACAAUAGCAAUACACAGCGGUCUGAGGAGCCACAAACAAACCUCAAGCCACAGAUAAUGCUCAGAACAGUACCUAACAUCAUCAACAGUACAUUUGGGGUCCCAGCCAUAGCACUAGCCUCCAAACAUCUUAUAACUUUGCCUAAUUUCUUUAGCAAAGAGACCAAACAAAACUUACCCACUCUCUUCCAGCAGCCGUUUGUUUGUAGCGAGACCUCAGGCCAAUCCAUUACAAACUGCUGUGGGGUGCCGCAGCUCAAGGAAGAACAUUUAUGAUGAUUUCUUCAUGGAAAUACAAUCAGACCGAGACGCUAAGGCAGAAAAACUACCGCGUCUGCAGUACAAAAUGAUUGAUAUGGUGAUUAUUACUUAAAGGAAAUGAUAAAGAAAUGAUCAUAAAUGUUCUUCCUUGAGCUGCGUCACCCCACUGUAGUCUGUAAUGGACUGGCCUGAGGUCUCGCUACAAACAAGCAGCUGCUGGAAGAAAGUAAGUUGUGUUUAGUCUCUUUGCUAAAGAAAUUAGUCAAAGUUAAAAAGAUGUUUGGUGGCUAGUACUAUGGCUAGGACCCUAUAUGUCCUGUUGAUGAAGUUAGGUGCUGUUCUAAGCAUUAUUUGUGGCUAUAGAGUGGCUUUAGUUUGAGGUUUGUUUAUGGCUCCUCAGACCGCUGUGUAUUGCUUUCUUGCGGUCGUUACUAAAGUUGGUAUAACCAGAAAAGCAAGCGGUCGGCAACAUUCAUCUCUCGAGGGGGUGUCUAACUCGGAGUUGCGGUGUGUUAGACCCUAAAUUAAUUUUACGCUGGAAUAUCCCUGUAAUGCUAUACUUCUGCAGUACCAAAUAUUGCCACAAGGUUGUGCCACCUUUCUGUUCUGGUUUGUUACCCAGAGACUCCAUGUUGUUACUUUGGACCACUAAAGACUCUCAUAAGUGACAAGUUAGUGCAGGUAGUGCCUGUAUUUCUGCUACUGGUGUAUAAUAAGUAAAUAUAAGGCCUAGGGACCGGGCAUGGUAUGGCAGAAUAAAACCACCUAGUCAAAAGUCCCUUCCUGCUAUCCUGGAGCUACAGCUAAAUGCUAAUGACUCAUAGACUGUAUAAUUACAGCUUACCUCCAAGUUAUUCAGAAUCCUCUUAAGCAUCCAGUGAGACCAGCUCAGGUUUCAGGUCUUAUUCAGCAAGACUUUAAAAAGGAGUUAUUCAUCACUAUAAGGCUUUACCAUCCUGAUGAAAUCCUGCAUGAAGACUUCCUGGCCUCCUGUUAAUUCUUCUUUCACUCUCUCUCCUUGUAUCUCCCCAUCCCACAUCUUUCCCUCCUCCUCAUUUUUUCUUGUAACAGCGGCAGCAACGAGACUUCAAUCUGACCUGUCAAGGAAAUGCAGACCAGCCUGUCUUUAUGACAGAAGGAGGAGGAAAUCUGUUCAGGGAGGAAGAAGAAGAAGAAGAAGAAGAAGACAGCGAAGAGGAUGGAAGUGAAAGACUAGGGGGAAAAAAAAGAUGGACGUGUGUUGCAGAUUGAUUGAAAGUGGAGGAAAAGUGAACUCCAUUCUUCCUCCGUAAUCUGCCGGGACCUUCGUUGUGAUUCCUCCCACUGGAGAGCAGUAUUAGUGGUAAACUUAAAGUCUGCCUGAGAUGAGAGAAUAAACAGAGACAAUGAAAAAAUAUGAGAAACAAUAAAGGGAAAGGUAGUUGGUCAUACAGUGGAGGAUACAAUGGAGUCAUGUGUGCCAAACCCAGUGCAGGGUGUGGAGAAGGAAAAGUCAGAAAAGUCCCUGCCAUGAUGCAUCGCACACCGCAGAGUCUUGUACUUCUGCUGAGUUCUGCGGCGGCUCAUCGCGUCGCCCCGUCGAUGCAUAAAGUAAAUGGACAGCUUCUCCUGAAGAAAGGCAGAUGCAUCAUUACUGUGCAUGAACACAGACUAAAAUUCGCACUAAUGCAUUUACAGUCCUAAAGGAUUUCAAGAACUACACAAACUCCUUUAACAUGUCUGAAAAUCCGACUCAGUCUGUCCGAUAUGAGUUUUGGAAAAAAACCUACAGGGGCAAUUACACAAAGUGCUCUUUUCCUUUGGCUUCCUUAGCCUCUCAAUGCAGUGCAUUUAGAGUGUAGUUUAUCAGUCGAUAUCACUAAAUGAUUAAUUAUUGUUUUCAGAUGUGGCAAAGACAAGCUUUUAAACUUUAAGAGCAUGUUGCCCACUUAAAGUGACGGAGUGUUUUAGUCAAGAUAAUCACUGACAUGCAGGUUUCAUCACUGGAGAAUAAUCUGCACAAGAAACUGACGCAAAACAAGACAGAUUUUAAUUUUUAAGUGUCCGAAAGUGUCUGAACACACUGAGCUGAGGCGCCUUAAUAAAGUGAUCCUGACAAAUAACCCUCUUUGGAAACUUUGUUUUCAGUACGAGCACUAUGACUUCUAUUCAGUCUGUUCAUCCACUGCUACAUACCUCUGGUUACCAAAGUCCUGUAAAACAGUAAAUGUGCACUCUCAGGUUGGAGUUUGUUCACUUUCCAAAAUAGUUGGGUUUGGAAGACAUUGUUUGGUUUUUGAUAUAAAAUAGUAAAAACUGCGUAGGACUUUUUAACAAUUACAAAUGUUUUUAUCCAAACUUGACACUUUAAACAAGUCUUUUCUGUUGCUAAAUCCCCGAGUUUAACGUAGAAAUGAUGCCACUUCUCUUCUAUUUUGCUUGUAUGGAAACCUGAGUUUUGUUUACCACUCAUGAAAUGCCUUUUUUUUUUUUUUUUUUUUGCUGUAAAACCCCCAGUGUUUUGCUUUCCUGUGAUCUAGAUAUCCUCUUUUUUUAAACUGAUUUGUGACACUGGAAAUGUUUUGUAAAUUAAUGUAUAUUUAUUUUUUAUGGCUUGAUGACACUGGAAAGUAAAAACUUUUGUGACUGUAAAAUAAAAGAUGACAUGAUGAAUUUUUAAA
Messenger RNA from Xyrichtys novacula (pearly razorfish), 62593 nucleotides. Lineage: Eukaryota; Metazoa; Chordata; Actinopteri; Labriformes; Labridae. The record is from the annotation of a GenBank genome assembly.